CAGACGUGUCUACGAGGCUUCCAAAUAGCGAAGCUCUACGUUAACGUUGGAGAGUACGCCGCUGCCCAGAGGUAAGGUGGUUUUUCACGAUUUAAGAACUAACAAUACGUGUGGCAUUGAAAUUGGGUAGGGGAGGAACCACUGAAAGGUUUGCUGUUUUUCAGUGCCUGAAAAUUGCCCGACGAAGUAUUUAUGACAUUGCACGUGGUGCACAACCACGAUUAUGGAUUUCUGAUAUUGCAUCUUAGCCUACCGGGUAUGUCUUUGUCCUCUCCAAUGGCUUUUUUUUUUUUAUAUCGCAAAGUAGAGGAUCGGCCACGAAAAAAAAAAAAUUAGUAGAUUAGUGAGACAAAAAAAAAAGAAGAUUAGUGAGACAAAAAAAAAAAAAAAAUAGAGAAAAAAAAAAAAAAAUAGGAGAAUAGAGAGAAAAAAAAAAAAAGGAGAUUAGUGAAACAAAAAAAAAAGUAGAUUAGUGAGACAAAAAAAAAAAGUCGUGUAAAUAAAACAAAUACAUGUUAAUUAAGCUGUAUUUAUGAUUACAGACCUGUUUAUCUCGACGCUUUCGCCGCAGUAGCUACGUUUUUAAGCCUAAGACUAUGGCACCACGACGAGCCUAAAAAAAAAACCGUUACGGUUUCAGGAUUUUUUUCUCUCCCUAGGUUUGGUUUAAUUUAAAAAAAAAAAAAAAAUAAAAAACCUAAAAAAAAAACCGUUACGGUUUCAGGAUUUUUUUCUCUCCCUAGGUUUGGUUUAAUUUAAAAAAAAAAAAAAAAUGAAAAUAAUUGGGGCGUUUUCAGUAAAAUUUUACCGCAUUUUUUUGUGUUAACACCGUAAGCAAUCGAUUAAAAAUAACUGUGAUUGGCCUUUGCGCUUUCGAUCUCAAUAAACCAUCUAAGACUAUUUGCUUUUAGAGCAGGCCUGCUCAACUCAAAAUGUAAGGCAGGCCGUAAUACUUCAUGAAGAGCUUGUGCGGGCCCUAAAGAAAAUAGGACAGGGGGGGGGGGGGAAGCUAUUAAAAAAAUAAUAAUUAAAACUAUUUCGUUAUUUUGCGGGCCAAAAAUUGGGUGCGGGCGGGCCACGUGCGGCCCGCGGGACGUAUGUUGUGCAGGCCUGUUUUUAGAAGGUUUUCGUUGUGAAUACUUCACUGACAAUGUGCUUGCCUAAGACCUUUUCUCAUCCUUAAGAAACAAAUCGCGGGACUAGAUCCUGUAUAUUUAUUUGUGUUAACUUACACAAGCAGUUGAGUGGAUGUCCUGAUAUAACUUGUAUUUUGAUUGCAAACCAGCUCACCCCCCCACCCCGAUAAGUGACCAAACUAAUCUUUUGAGCUUGAAACUGCGUUUUUGAGAGCUGAAAACUACGUUGACACUACCCCAGGGGUAGACAUGUCUGUGAUGAGAUACAAUACAAAUUCAAAAUGAUUUUAACCAGCACAUCAAGAAAUAAAUAAAUAUACAAAUAAAAAUGCAAUGUACUUACUAAAAAAAAUAUGUAUAUCCUCCCUAUACUUGAAAUGAUGAAAGAAAAGAAACUAAUAGGAAUGGGGCUCAUUCGGAGGCGUAGCGAGGGGUGGGCAGGGGGGACAGAUGUCCCCCGGGCGCAAGCUAGUUAGGGGCGCCAAAAUGUGCUUUGAUAUUAUUUUAUUGAUGAAAAUAAUGGGCUUCAGAGUUGAAAAAAAAAGAAAAAGGGGGCGCUUUAAGAUGGAUCUUGUCCCCGGGCGCGAAUCUUGUCCCCCCCCCGGGCGCCAAACACCCUCGCUACGCCGCUGGGCUCAUGUUCCUAACGAAAAGAAAGAUCAGAAGGAAGGGAAGAAAGUGGAAUGACACAAUGAAGAAAAUAGCGGAUUGUCAGUUUUCAUUUGCACACAAUUUACAGGACAUGCUGGGACGACUUUCUUUUUUUAAAGUCAUAUCUACUAAUGCAGGCUCAUCACAAAAUAUUUCCGCUCGAUUGCAUGACUAACAUAAUCUUAUCUAGAUCUGAUCUUAUCAUUACAGUAUCUUUUUUUCACGUCCACGCGUGCACAUUCGAUCGAUCUCAUGAGGUAAGCGUGAACAGCUUGUGGGGGGGGGGGUGCGCAAACUUAAUUUGAACGUGCCCCGGAAUGGGCGGGAUUUGAAAAAAGCCCCAAGUUAUUUUGUCUGAGACAUCUGUGCACGGGCUGAAGACGGGGCGAGCAAUUGACUGUCAAGCGCCCCCUUAAGUUAUUUUGUUGAUUAUAUUGAUUAUAAUAAUUAUAUUCAAUGAACUAAAUGUUGGUAGCUCGAAACGUUUCUCAUAAAAAAAAAAAAAAAGACUUCACACAGCAUUCUGUUGAUGCAGUGUCGUUUUGAGGCAUGGGCCCCACUGACCCCCCCAGGGCCCUCCGCUGCUGUAAAGACACCCCUGUGUUUAUGCUCGUGAGGGGAUCUUAUAAUUUACGAACUAUUUACGAGGUAGAAACGAAAUAUAAAAAAUCCCUUUUUGAGUGGGUUCGAAUGCCCCCCCCCCCUUUCCGAUGAGAAAAGGUGGGGGUGGUUGGAUAUUAGGGUGUGUGGUAAUACACCAUACCCACAAUGGGAACUUUGAUUGCUAGUGUUGCAAAAAAAAGGAAAACUACCAACCAGCCAGGUGCAGCCUCGUUGAGGUGGGCCGCUUUCCCUAGUCCAAUGGUCGACAAACUCAUUAGUCAAAAGAGCCAAAAAUCAGCAGCAGGGCGAUUAAUUUAUUUUUGAGAGCCAAAUUUCUUGUCAAGAACCAAGGUUUUCGGCGUCACAACCGAUUUGUGGCUGACUGGCCGAGCCGCACUCAGGUCGCAAAAGACAUGCAUGCCGACCAACGGUCUGGUCAAUCGAGUGGAGAUGCAGGGCGGGGUGAGUUUCUAGUCCAGAAGGUGGUGCUGUCAACGUGCUGCUUCGCCGCCCGAUAGUAAGGGAUAUCCGGGCGUGAGGGGGAUCCUCUGGGAAGGGCGUUAAGUUUAAGAGCUUUAGCUUUAACGGCCCACUAAAUCUUAAUCGUAAUGUACAUACACAUGUAACAAAUAUUGAGACUAAGCCCCAUGUAUCCACAACAAUGGGGUGAGGACUAUUAAUCCAUUCUCUGGGAGGGGCCGAGAUUAAUCGCAAUGUAUGAGGCCGCCUAGUACAUCUUUUCUUCUGUACGAUACUUCAGUAUCAUACUUCUGUGCCAUACUUCUGUGCCAUACUUCUGUGUUAUACUUCUGUGUUCUACUUCUGUGUCAUACUUCUGUGUCAUACUUCAGUAUCAUACUUCAGUGCCAUACUUCUGUGAUCUACUUCUGUGCCAUGCUUCAGUGUCAUAAUUCUGUGUUCUACUUCUGUGCCCGACAUCUGUGUUCUACAGCUGUGCUCUACUUCUGUGUUUUACUUAUGUGUUAUUUCUCUGUGUUCUAUGUCUGUGACAUGCUUAUGUUCUCUACUUCAGGUUUCUACUUCUGAAAAGCUCAAUGAACCAUAAAUCGCUGUUUUGCUGCAAUCUUUUUAUAAGAAAAAUAAUUCUCGAUUAAAGAAGACUACAAAUUUGUGAAUACAUACAUNCUUUAAAGAUUCUCCAAGUUAACUAAUCCACGCUCGUUAUUAUAAAGUCACUGAGACACACCCUUGGCAGCGUGGGGAAAUGCAUUUCUUCGACAGACAUACCCGGGACUUUUGGCCCCCCCCCCUCUUUUUUUUCGUUUACUGAGUUCUAGCACCCAAAAAACAAGCUCGGGGGCCGACACGCACCACUACAAAGAGGGGGGGGGCCCUUUAAAAACAGCGUUUCCCAAACUUUUAGGUUUCACGGACCGGUGGACAAGUUUCGAAACUGCACCAGGGACCGGUGCCAGAGUUAUUAAUUAUAUAUUCUUUCUAUUUUAAACGUCAAUAGUCAUGCUCUCUGGACCGGUAACGUAAGGCUUGCGGACCGGUGCCGGUCCACGGACCGCCGUUUGGGGAACGCUGCUUUAAAACACACAUACAUCUUUUAAUAGUUAAAGAACAAAACCCAUAAGUGCCACUGUUGUUAGCGUACGCUAACUGUGGUAAAACUGGGGAGGUUUGUUGGGAGGGGGGGGUGGGGGGUGGGGCUGUGACAACUUGGUUGGUUACAUCUCGACCAGAGAAAAGGUUGAUGCUAUUCUUUAGAAUGCUAACACUCGUGACUUUGUUAUUUUGUAACUUCCUUAAUUAAGACAACGGUAGAGAAACUGAAAGUAGAUUUCCUGGAACUUGUAGUUUUGUUUCAUAUUAUAUUUUUUGAGUUUUUAAAAAAAAAAAAAAAAAAAAGAAAGUGGGAUGGCAGUGGGGUCACAAAACAUAACAACUGCAGCAAUAACUUCGUAAACACAACCGUCUAGGGUCUAGGACAUGUUAAUUUCCUUGAACUUGUAGUUUUGUUUCAUAUUUUAUUUUUUGAGUUUUUAAAAAAAAAAAAAAAAAAAAGAAAGUGGGAUGGCAGUGGGGUCACAAAACAUAACAACUGCAGCAAUAACUUCGUAAACACAACCGUCUAGGGUCUAGGACAUGUUGUUGCCCAUGUUCACGUAUUACCGGAUCCUGGACGCCCCCUCCCCCCCCCAGGAUGUUUUCAGCAGUGUCGUGGGGGUUCAGUAUGUCAGUCACAGCGGCUUAGGGCGUAAAAAAGGGUGGGGGGGGGGUAGCCAACCUGGGAUAUACACCUGAAUAAUAGGUAAUGCCAUUUAAAAAAUAAACUAGAAAACGCAGAUGUCUGAGAGUUUCACGAAUCUUAAUUUAUUAUUACGUCACGUAAAGUUGUGUUAUGUUUAGUUGUUGUUGUUUUUUUUCUCUCAAAUAUUAGUUAGUACUUCAGGAAUUUCAUUCUGUGUAUGUGGGGGGGGAGGGGGCGGUCAUCCCCUGAUAUAGCUUGACCUACAUUGCGGCCGCUCAAAAGCCUGAUGGUACCCAACCUUCAAGAUAACUUUUAACAUAUAAUUAAUAAUUGUGUAGGUCAAGCUGACAUAUAUCACGUAACCCCAAUAUUUACAUUAAGGUCAACAAUCUCUAUUUAUUUUUUUAUUUUUUUAUUUUUCAUUUUGAGCCGUAGGUUUGUCAUUUCAUGCAUAUUUUCUAUAUUAUGAACACAAACCAAAGAGUGACAUGACGUAUAUUCUAGCCACACAUUCACACCGGGGCGUGUUAAAGAUUAUAGCAAGCAUUCGCACAAAUCGAUGGAAGGGGGUGGGGGUGGAAAAGGUGCUCCGCCCCGAAUGACACUCUCUAGAGGGCAUGCCUGUACCAUGCUUUGCCCAAUGUUUGCUGUGCAUUCAGCACGUUGCGUGGGUCUCAUGGGUCAGGGGCGGACAGCUCAAAGAAAAUUUUGGGCCUCGCCAACACUAACAGCCCCGCGGACUGAAAAAAAAAAAAGAGGUUAUUAUCCAGUUCGUACACAGAUAUCCAGUCCCAAUUAACCGUUUCGUUACCGAUUGACGUCGGAGCGACGUCACGACCACCCACUUUCAGUUACCAAGGGCGUCACACUGUCGUCAUAACAAAGAGGCAAGGGACUUUUCUGAAAUACCACGGAUGUCACAUUGACGUCAAAUUUCAAUGCUAUAUGUUUCUUUAUUCGUUAAUAUAAUAGAGAAUUUAAUAAACGAAUCAGAUAGAAUAGUGGUUCUCAACCUUUCUAGUGCCGUGACCCCUUAAUACAGUUUCUCGUGUCAUGGCGACCCCCCAGCCACACAAUUAUUUUCGUUGCUACUUCAUAGAUGUAAUAUGUUUUCAGAUGGUCUUGGGCGACCCCUGGAAAAGGGUCCCACGACCCACAAAGGGGUCGCGACCCACAGGUUGAGAACCGCUGAGAUAGAGAAUGAAAAUACCGAAUGCUUCUUCUUCUUUUUUUCUGUGUCAGCAAAAAUCGAUGCCACAACCAGCAGUAUUGAAAAGGUUAAAAAAAAUGUCCUCUAUGCUAUAUAGCCCAUUAUUUAAACGGUAAAACAUAUUCUUGUUGUGUAUCGUCUGCUCAAGUAGGCAUUCAGCCGAAACGUCUGUUUAAAUGUCCUUUUUUUUCAAGCCUAAAGAUAUUAGUUUGUUCCACUAUUUAUUGAAUAGAGUUUAAAAGAAUAAUCAUGAUAUAAGCAUAUCGUAUGUCAUGACCUUUGGGUUGAUCAAAUAUUUGACUUCGUGACACGUACAUCAAUCUUGAGGCUCUCAGUAAUUGAGGCUCUCUUCUGGGUAAUUCUAUUUUCCGUUUUAACAUGUCAUAUUAUAUAAGACAGAAAUAAAACAUAGGUUCUGAAAUUUAAUAUAUAUAUUACUUUCUUCCGAUCCUCUAUAGCUUCACCAUACAACAGAUACCUUACUUAUCCCAUACCUUUCACCAUAUACCUUGCAUAUUCUAUUACAUUACAACAGAUACCCUAAGUAUCCCUUGGACUCACGAUCUAAGUUAUCCCAAAACACUUACAACAGAUAAUUAACGUGUCCCCUUACCUUACAACACACACCGAAAGUUUCACUUUAACUUAUCACAGAUAUCUAACUGAUCCCUUUAUCAAAUAACAUCAAGCAACACACGUCAACCCUAACCCUAACCCUAACCCAUUACCUUACAACACACACCGAAAGUUUCACUUUAACUUAAAACAGAAUAUCUAACUGAUCUCUUUACCAAAUAACAUCAAGCAACACACGUUAACCCUAACCAUUUAUCAAAUAAUAGACACCUAACUUAUCCGGUUACCUUACAACAGAUAACUAACGUAUCCCCCUUACCUUACAACAGGUAUCUAGCUGGUUACUUGAUUGAAAGAAACAAUGAACCCCUUGCACAUGAACUUAUGGGAGAGAUCCACGAGGCUCUUGGACAGCCAGCAGAAGCUCUGGACAGUUUUAAAAGGUCAGAUUGUAUUCAAGCUCUUGCAUUUAAUGCGACUUCAAGACGUUUGUUUGAGAUGAUUGGAUUCCUUUGUUUCUAGCUUUCUCUAGGUUCCCGACAUCAUAGAGAGAGAGCUAACAUUUCUCGUAUCGUGCAGCUUUGUCUAACCCAGUGGUCGGCAAACUCGCUAGUCAAAGGAGCCUAGAAUCAGUAGCAGGACAAUUGAAGUUUGUUUGAGGGCCAACUUUCUUGUCGAGAACCUGUCAAGAACCAUGUUUUUCAGAGUCAAAGCAGAUUUAUGGCUGACUGGCCGAGGCAUACUCUCAGUCUUACGGCUGAAAACUUUCUACCAAUUCUAUAUUUAAGUUACAAAAAAAAAAUCACCAGAAAAUCUUUCUUUAUUUAUUUUAACUACUUUAUUAAUGAAAUGUCCCCCCCCCCCCAUUUUUUUAUGAAAUGGCCCCCCCCCCCCCCCAACUAAUAUUUAAUAUUGUAAAGAUAAAAGAAGUUGUAAACCAAAAAGUCGGAUCUCACCUUUUAUCUCCCUUUUUUUUUCAUUUAUUUCAGUCGCACUGACCCGAAGUUCUAGAAAAAAAUGUUUUAAUCACUAACCCUCCAUUAAAUUUUUGUAACUUGUAAAAAUAUGCCAUGUUCGUCACUGAAUACAGCAUAUAAACUAACCUACAUUCUUCUUCAAGUCUUAAAAAUGUUCUAUUAUAUUCUUCAUGGGGUUAUCAGUUCACAAAUACAAUGGCCUUUUUUUAAAAAAUAACACAAUUUUUGUAUGUUUCAGGGCUUAUGAAAAUGGUGGCCCUCGGUUCUGGAAACUCGUUAAAAAAAGUAAGAAUUGAUUCUAAUUCUCACCCGGGAACAGUCUUUAAGUUGAGACACCUACGUUAAUUUAGUGUUUGAUUCAGGGUUCUGAUAAAGGGACAAUCAGAUUUAGUGACUUCGGCAAGCCGUUGUCAGAAUGGCCAGGGUCAUGAAAGCGAAAGCUCGACCCCCACAGGAGAAUGUAGAGUAUUUAGUGACUUGAGCGGCUCGACUGACGCUCUCUUGUAGACUUGUUUGUCUGACUCUGUAGCAGAAAGCUCAUUUGAUAAUUUGGUCAUCAGUUUGCUCAGUAUUAUCUGAUGCCAAUCAUGAUGAUGGUGUGGGGGUCGUCUCCAUGAAAAUAUAGGUGGAUCAUAUGACAAAACACCACAAAAACAAUAACCAAACACCUUUGUUGCAAUACCAAAUAAACCCAUGCUAGCUAACACCUCUGUCUUCAGCACUACGCUCUGCAUCGCCCAGUGUUAGCGUUGUGCUGAAGACAGAGAGGAAUGGAGGAGAUGGUGCACAUGUCAUCUGUGGCGCCCCAACGGUCCAAGAAAUAAGGGACAUGAGGAUGAUGAGCUAACACCUUUGUUGCAAUACUAAAUAAAACCCAUGCUAGCAAACACCUUUGUUGCAAUACCAAAUAAAACCCAUGCUAGCAAACACAAAAACUAAACAAAAAUAAUGCACUCGUGUUCAUAGAAAUUAAAAUGUAUUUUAGUAUUUACUUCAAAGACAAAAUUUUAAAAUAACUGAUAAAGUGAUUUUUUUUAGAUUUCCCAUUCAAUAAAUUAUUAACAGUCGUUGUUCUAUUAUUUUCUCUGUGUAGUCGGUGACCUGCAAUGUGACGUUGGAGCAGAUGUUCAAACACUAAAGGUAAAUGCUAAUUUAAUUAAAACACUGAUUGUUUAUUAAAAUUAAUUUAUAUAUAUAUAUAUAUAUAUAUAUAUAUAUAUAAACUUGAAAUAAAUAGCUGUAGGCCCACAUGGAAUACUGUAAGCCACUAUAAAAAAACAACACAGGAACAUAACCAUCAAUUAUUCCAUUAAUGUAGCAUACUGUUUUCUUAUACAAACUACACAACUGUGAUUUUCUUUUUCAUUCUGUCACUGUUUAAUUUCGCAAACUACCAAAACUUCGAUUGAAAUUCACCAUUGUCAGCCAUUUCAAAAACAAACUCAUGAAACAAUAAUUGUGUGAUAUUUUGUUUAGUUCUGGCUAGAGCAAUGUGAGCGAUUCUUCCCCCAAAGUAGUGCAGCAGUUAAACUCAAGGUAAAUUUUUUUUUUCUAAGGCUGGAAUUGCAGCUUUUGUAGCAGUGAUCAACAAAGAUUUUGCUACUGAAAGGAAAACACAGGGUUUCAACUCGCUGAUCCUUCAAUAUAUUAAGGGCCCACGAUCAAUAUAUUAAUCAUUCUAGAUAUUUAGAAUCUGCACAGAACGUCUAUAUUUUAAGUUAUGCAUGAAUUAUAUAGUAUUAGUAUAUAUAUAUAUAUAUAUAUAUAUAUAUAUAUAUAUAUAUAAAUAUAUAUACAUAUAUUAUAAACUGGAAAUGAUAUCUGUUUCUGUACUGAUCUGAGCAGUCUCAUUUUUAUGUUUGGUUGCGACCACGUUCUUGAUCAGUAGAGACUGUGCGUAGAUUCCAGCAAGGUCGGCUUGUUGCAACAACACAGCUUUCAGGAAACAGUAACAAAAACUCGUAUGUUCCUAUAAGCUCACAAUGCAAGCCUCAAAGAGACGUAUGAUUCAAUGAAGCUAGUUUUAAAUGUGAUAAACUGCUAAAAGCAGACCCUGGAACAUCUGUGCUGACCUGAAAGUAGUACAACACUACAGGUCUGUGCACACCUAAAUAAAAGAAGCUAUUAGUGGCGUGUGGAAGAGUCAGGAUGAUAGCCACCAUUUAGGCCAACAAUUGGUGCAAGGUGAAACAGUGGUUUUCCUAGUUCUGAGCCCAUUGUUGGUCAGCACAACGCACAACACCAAUCAUUGGUUGAUCCACUGCAAGGUUAACAAUUCACACAGGGCCUCGCAAGAUUUUUUUUUUUUUUUUUAAACGUAGUUCACAUGUUUUUAUUAACAAGUUUCCAAAAUGUGAAAGUUAAAUGCGGAAUAAUCAAAACUGAUUCUUAUCCGAAAGCGGGAAUGUUUACAACGCACAACACCAAUCAUUGGUUGAUCCACUGCAAGGUUAACAAUUCACACAGGGCCUCGCAAGAUUUUUUUUUUUUUUUUAAACGUAGUUCACAUGUUUUUAUUAACAAGAUUCCAAAAUGUGAAAGUGAAAUUCGGAAUAAUCAAAACUGAUUCUUAGCCGAAAGCUGGAAUGUUUUAAUUGUGUCAGAAAUCAGUGAACUGAUGCGUGAUGCUGUACCAAACCAAAGCUACAUGUCACUUGAGACCCAUGUACGUUUGUCGUACAAAACUUUUUUUUAUGAAUGAGCGGGAUCAGAACUAGGAUGAACUCCCUAGCAACAUGGUAAAAGCCUUCAAGAAACUCACCAUUCAAACCUGGUGGGUUGAAAGCGAACAUCGAGACAGAUUUUAUCGGGGCGUCUUCGUCUAGGAAAAAUGUUAUCCAGGCCACUACAUUAGGGGUGAUUAAAAAUGCUGGUUUAUGCAUUGGGCAACAGCGGCCAUUCACAAGCGUGACAGAAAGGGCAUCAAAUACUUAUUUUGAUUCGUAUCGAGGUAAACUGAUGUAACAUCAUAUGGUUAUACUAGAUUUAAAAACACUGUAUCAUAACAUUUUUUUCUUUCUUGAAUUUCAUUUUAUUUCUUAUUUUAAAUCAAUUUCUGUGAAUUAGACCCUGUUUUCAAUAGUAUUGAUUUAUUUCUCAAUUAGCCUACAUUUAAAAAAAAAAAAAUUUUGCAGUAAAAAAAAAUAUUCCACUCUAAAGGGUUGUUAUGAGCUGAAUAUUAUAGACUACAUCGUGAAAUUGAUCUGUCCCCUAAAAUCAGUAUUUGGUUCCUUUCAAAUUAAAAAAUUAGAAAAAGAUGGGGAAAAAAAAGGAUGUAGCCUUUUUAAAGUAGGCCUAAUUGUUGGAGAUCAGUUCAUAUAAUGUAAGAAGUUUUACUUGAAUCAGAAAAUAAACACAGAACAGUUAGGGCAUAACUUCAGUAGUUUUCUUAAACUUUCCACUUCCAGGCAUGUAUCAACAAUUACGCAGGAAUGAAGGAAAGCCGGUCGGCAAAAGAACAGGUUUGUUUGUGAGAGCGAUUCUACCAAAGGCUAAAGAUCUUGCAACUUUGUGACAUUAUCGGAAAACUUGCCACUAUUUUAUUUUUAAAAUUUUAGGUUGCUUCGAUUAUGUUUUUCAAUAAAUCAUUAGAGGUAGUAUCAUAACUUUAACCAAAGAUCUUUUUCUUCGAAACUUCAUUCUACUGGUUUAUUUAAUCAUUUAAGAGUUGACACAUAAAACAUAACUAGUUUGACAAACUUAAAGACACUAGCGACAGGUCAGUGCACAAAUAAAAAAAAAAAUGUAGGGACUAAAAUGAUUUUAAAAAUGAAAUGGAAUGUAUUUUAAAAAAGCUCAACAAAACCGUGAACUUGGGAGAAAUUAUGGCUUCUUCAUUUUAAUUCUUUAACUUCCUUUAAUUUUAAAAAAUCACAUUAACCGGUAUUAUACAGGAAGUUUUCUGGUAGAUUAAAUUUGUACCUGCAAUGAUGUAAAAAUUUCUUAAAAUUCUAAGUACUUUUAACUUUAGAAAGGGAUUUGUUCAUAAAAUUAUAUAUAUAUGAUUUAUAUUUAGAUUUUAAUAUUUAAUCCCAUUACACAUCUGCUAGUUAAUGGUUAUUUUAUUUCAAGGUUCAGAACAAGGAUGACUUAUCACUUCACAUUAAGUCUUUGAAUGACUUUUCUAACCAUGGAAGAUGGGACAAGGCAUAUGAAGCAGCUGUCAGUUGUAACCUUGAGAUAAAGUUUGUUGAAGAGUUCCACUGGUUUGACUAUCUCCAGUCAGUAUUUCAAGUAAGUCGAGUAAGUUUUGUAAAAAUCAGCGAAUACAGUGUUUUAAAAUAAUUCAGCAAAAGUUCUUCUUCUUCUUCUAUAUCUUAAGGGCCCACGAUCAAUUUAUUGAUCAUUUUGGCUCCUAUGCAUGUAGAUGGGAUUUGCAAUGUUUCUGUUCCUGGUGUUGAUGAGGAAAUUUCACAGAUUUCCAGUGCCACUCUGUGAGGGAAUCAUGCACUGGGGGUUUGAAGGCUUGAGGCAAUAGACACAAAUGUGUCUAGUGUUGUCGCCUCAACCGUUCCUUUUGAAAGAUUGUUCCAGUCCCUGAUUGUCUUGGGCAGGAAUGAGCAAUCGCCUCAACCGUUCCUUUUGAAAGAUUGUUCCAGUCCCUGAUUGUCUUGGGCAGGAAUGAGCAGCUCCUAUACUGGCUUCUUGCUGGUAUGAGCCUGAAUUGCCUGUCAUGGCCUCGUCGCUGUCUAUGGGGGAGAGGUACGAGUUUCUGUUUAAUACUGGAACAGUGGACCAGCCCAUUAUUUAUCUUGUACAUCAUGGAGAGCCUGGAUUAAGAUUAAGGCACACCUGAACUUAUUAAUUUCUUAUUUUUUAAUAUUUGAUCUUUUCCAAAAAAAUAAUUAUAAUUUUAUUUUGUUUAUUAAACUAAUUACAAAUUAAUUUAGGCUAAACUUAUCUGAAUAUGAGGAAGACUAUAAAUUAUUGGACAUAACUCAAAGUAAAAAUGGGGAAAAUGAAUGUAAUAAGUGCCCAAAAUAAAAAAAAAUAAACAUUUGUGUUUUUGAAAUUUAGCAAAUAUAACCUCAUGUCCUUACCUUAAUGACAAAAAUUAUUUUCUGGGUUGGCAUAAUAUGAAGUAACGCCUACUGAUGAAAUUUAAAAAUAUUAACUCAGUUGGCCUAUAUACUUUAAAUAAAUCUUAGCCUCUUUAUUGGGUUACAUAUUUAUGAAGUAUUAAAAAUAAUAUUUAUUUAGUCAAUAUUAAAAUGUUUAGACUACGAUUUUUAAUUGUAUGUUUCUUUUUUUUCUUCAAAAAGGAAUAUGGUAUUAAAAACCCAGAUGUGAGAUUGACAUAUGAAUACAAUCUUCAUUACCUUUACAUUCUUAGAAACUUCACAUACCUUAGUUUGUGUACAAGAGAUGUUAAUAUCUGUGUCAGGGCCUUAAAGAGGUAUAUAGAUAAAGUGAACUUCAAUUGUGCUACAUUCUUUUCAAAAUAUAUAUAGGAUGCAGAUUUUAUACUAUUUUUGAAUUUCAAAAGAAAUAAAAUUAAGGAUACUUCAUUUAUGUCUUCUUGUAAAAUCUUCUCAUUUAAUUGAACAUGCAAGACAAGAGUUUAAAAAUUAGAAAAAUUCAUUACUUUUGAAUCUAAAAUAAUCAGAAGAUUUUUGCCAAACGAUUUUUAAAAUAAUAUUCUAAAUAUUCUUUCUACUUACUGAAUUGGUCAUUAGUUUUCUGCGGGACACACACUAAAUUAAAUAACAGAUAGAGACUUCAAAUUUUAAUUACAGAAGAAAAGAAUGGAAAAUAAUUGCUCUAGUAUUUUAUAUUUUUAACCAAAAGAUGGUAAUGCUUUUUUAAUAUGUUUCUUUGUUUUAGGUGGAAUUUUUAUUAAAAAAUAACCAAAAAUAUUCUUUUUCAUUUUUUUUUUAGCUUUGAACAGCAUUUGAACCAUGCCCUGUCCUUGGACAUGUCAGAUAAUACUUGGCAUGGUUUGAUGAAAGAGAUUAAGGGACAGUUUUUUUACCUGGCUGGUGUUCUUUUGUUAAAAAAGGCUCAAUAUGUGAGUAAGGGAUAAUGCAUUAAAUUGAUUCUUAUUUUGAAAUUCAGCUGGAAAAGAUAUUGACUUAUAAAAAGCUUUAAAGCAAUAUUUAGCUUGCUUUAAAAUAGUUAAUAAUAGAAAUAGUAAUUUAAACGCAAAUAUAUAUAUUUGAAUAUAAGAUAAAUAUUUAAUGAAGUAACAAAUAGUUAUGGUAAAACAUAUUUUUCUUCUGCCCUCUUUUUUUUUCAAUCAUCAAUUUAUCUUACCAAAAUGAGAUUUUUGGAAAUUAAAAUAAUUUUAAAAAAUCAAUUUGACACGUCAGCUUUUAUCCAGAUAUGACUUUUAUUUUUUUACCUCAUCAAUAUUAUUAAAAUAAACAUUUCAAAUAAUCUGUAUCAAAAUAUACUUUAUUAUUACUACUCAAACAGGAAAUUAUAGCUUUGAAAACUGCAAUUAUGGCAGCAGGAGCUUGUUUUUUAACCAGCUACAAAGUGGAUCCCAUUAACAGCAAUGAGCAAUGGAUUAAAGAUCUACCCCAGCAUGGAACCAAAUUUUACAAAUGGUGGUAUCUUCAAAGCUAUGAUCGUGUGUCUCAGAUUGGUAUGUUGCAAGACAUCAGAAAUUUGUUUUUUUACCUAUAUGUAAUAUAAAGUUUCAUGAAGAUUGCAAUUAAUGUGUUUUAUGUGACUGCAGGUUACAUGUUAUUUCAACUUUAUUAUUUUGUAAAAUCAUUUUUUUAAUAUAAUUUUUUUUAUUGUUAAUUUUACAUUUUUCAUGGGUAUCGUUUUAACGUGCACUUUGAAUUUGAUCCUUAAAAUUCCUACACUACCAACAUACCUCUAAAAUUAUUGAUUUAGCUAAACAAGAAACCCUUACAUUAGAUUCCUCCUAUCAGCAUGGUAAGGCAUUGCCAUAAAAUGACCAAAAAAUGAUGUUCUUUUUUACUAAUCUUGUUGGUAGUCUCUCUAAAAAAUUCAUCACAACUAAAUAAUGAGUUUUUUUUUAAAUUUAGGUCACAUACUGAACAAAUGGUCUAGUUGCAACUUUGUGGAAUGGAGUAAAAACAUAACACACCAGUUUAUGACACCUGAUGGUCAAAAAUAUCUGUACAAACUUCUUUUUGGUAAUGAGGCUGAGACAAAAGAAAUGAAACAAUCUUUUUUCGACCAAUCCAGGGAGUUGUUGGAUAAAUCAGCUCUCAGGACACAAUUAACAGACAGACAACUAGCAGAGAUAGAUAAAGGUUAGCACUAGAGACUGUCAAAUCAAAAUAUUUAUAACUAUAGUGCCUAUGUUAAAGGUCCUCCAGGUAGAUACUCUUUUACAUCUGAUUUUCAUUUUGUCAUAAUUGAUCAGAAAAAUAACCUAUAAAUUUAAUAGUAAUUAUUAUUGUUUCUUAAAUUAAAAGCAUGCAGGUAAAGCUUUUUAUUUUUACCCACAGUUGCAUGUAAACUUCAUCUGUGCAACCUGUCUCACUUGGUGUGGUUGUGUCAACAACACUACUCAACAGACAUGGAUAUGCAACCCCAUUGUGAGUACUCACAUGUAGAAAACUAUGAUUUUAAUUCACUUUUCUUUCCAAAUACAUUUUAAAUUAUUGAAAUCAUUUAAUAUAAAAUGCUCAACGUAUUUUAAUAUGAGUUAAUUUAUUUAAAACUAAUGCAGAUUAAUAGUCACCACUCAUUCUAGAUGGCAAAUUACUAAAAUUAUUUUUCUUUGUAUCAUUCUAAAGAAUUCAGAGUAAAUUAAACGUUUAAGAAACUCUUGUCAAUACAUCUUGGAUAACGUAUUCAGUUAACAAUAACAUUUUUUUGGGGGGAUACAUUACGGUUAGGAUAUUUAGUGUAUUACUUCAGAUCAUGUAGGCCUAUAGCUAAGUAACAUGAAUUAAAUAACAUAUUAUUAUAGGCUGGAGGUUUUUUAAAAAGUUUUGAUCACAUUCAAGAAAGAGUCAUUCUGCGUACUAUUUUUUAAUGCUACAUUUAUGAGAAUAUAUAAAUAUAUAUAUUAUACUUACUAUACUAAAGAUGAUAUAUUAUAGCUUUGAGAAAUAGUUCUUACCCCAUUUAUAUUGUCUGCAGAUCCAUUUUUUACCAUUGAGGACUUUCAGUAUGGUGUGAGGACCAUGGACAAUGGAGUUAUUGGGUCACUAUGCCAAACAGACAUUUUGGUAAAAUAAAUAAUAAUAAUAAUAAAUACAAUUUUUUUUAGUACAUUUGGAACCAAAAUAAAAUUUAAAAUUUCUUAAACCUUCUUUUUAACCAGAUUGUCAAGCUCUAAUAAAAUUGUACAAGCUCAAACCCUUAAACAAUCUUAAUUGGAGAAGCAUUGAGAAAAAUUCAAAAUAAAUUUAAACUGUAAUUUUUACAAUUUAGAUUUUUAAUAAUUACCUUUAAAGUGCUUUUAAUUUACAUAAUUAGUUUCAACACUUUUAAUAUUAUUAAAACUGUUUAUAAUUAGCUAUUGACAUUUUAAAUAGUUACUCCAUCCCUUAUUAAUCAGUUUAGAUGUUUUGUUUAAGGUUUGUUGCCAAAAGAUUUUCUCUAUUCAGGGCAUCUGCAUUUGCCAAAUUUUAAGGUUACAUACCAUCUUUAAAUCUUUAAAAUUUACUACGUUACUAUUUCAACUAUGGCUUAGCUUAAUUGCUGCUGUGGAUCACUUUUAAAGAAACAUGAAUCUGCUUGGCUAUAUUCACAUUUAAAAAUAAAUAUGUAACAAAACACAUAUUUGGACAAGAUUUCCUAAAAGAAUUUUCAAAUAAAUCUUAUUAUUUCCUGUAGGUUUUCCUGCUUGCCACUGUGCGCUGCUCAUCCCAGGAGGUGAGUGACAGUUCUGUGAUUGACACUUCAUGGCACAGAUUUACAAUGCCAGUUUGUCUGACUCAGGAUCUAUGUACCCCAGAACAAGCUGAAUGGUGGGCUGCAACUUAUAACUACUGUACAUCAAAAUAUAAGUAAGAAUAUUUUUCUUGAUAAAAAACUGUUUGUAAAUAAUGUGUUUUAAAUUAAAACUGUCUUAAUCGCUAAUCAAUUUUAUAAAUUCUCUAAGAGUUUUUGUCACUUUUAUCCUUAACUUAUAAGAUAAUAUAAUUGAAAAAAAAAACAGCUCUAAUAUGAAAUGCUUUUUUCUGUAUUUCUAUAGGAAUGGUACAGGAUUAAAAAUAUAAUAAAAAAUAUAAUAAAUCAUUAUAGAGAAAAUAUUUAAAAGGUGUACAUAUUAUAAUUGAUUUUUAUAUAAAGGCUAUUUAAAAAUUAAAUUGCUUUUUAAAUUAGUUUUUAAUGGUCAUCAGCUAUUAAAAAAAUCAUUUUAAGACUAGUAUGAAAAAAACAUGAGAAUGGUAAAGCAAAUGGCCAACUUUUAAUUUUAAAAAUAGUAUUAUGUAUUAUUGGGUCUAUAAAAAUAUAUUAUAUUGAACCACUUACUGAACAGAUCUGAAUUUUCUGAUGUGAGGAGAAUCCUGGUUAAAGGCAUUGAAACUGUCAGACUUGUUGCACAACAUGGCAUGUCUUUACCAAUGAUGGUCCACAUUGCAAGGUCACUGAGUGCAAAGGUUGGUGUAGGUCUUAGGAUUUUUUGGAGGUCCUUCAUGAUAUUUAGCUCACCUAUUCUUAUUUGACAUAUUUAGUAAAUUAGUAAUUUUAAAAGAAAAUGUCUAGUUUGUUCUGUUCAAAAGCUUUCAUUCCAACAUAUUAAAAUAAGGUCAAAUUACUUAAAUCUUUUUAAGAAGACAAUCUAAGUUUUAAACAAAAAAAUGGUGCUAAUAUUAAGGUGGCGUCUUUGGUUGUGGGUAUGGAGGCCUAAAGAACAGGCAUUAAAAAAAAAUCGAAAGUAGAAUUAAUAAUUUUUUAAAAAUGUUAAAUAGUUAUCUUUAUUUUUAACAUUUUGGGCCAAGUUUCAUUUAUCCUUUGUUCUUUUAAUCAAUUUUCUUCACACAUUUUGAGAAACCCGGUCCUAAAGAGUUUUAACUUGUUAGUAAGUAGUCUUGAGUGUUAAGAGACAUUUAUCAUUUUGCUAUUCAAAAUUCUUUGUUUUAAAUGAGUAUUGAAAUUUCAUAAGUGGGUAACAAGGGUAUGGACACAAAAUUGCUAUUUUAAAAAAAGUGUCACAUCUGCUGUGAUUGUCAGUCCCAUGUGGUUCAUCUUUAAAAUGUUUUUGAAUUAUCCAUCUUAUUUUAUUGAUAGCAAACAUUGGUGGUCAUUGCUGACUUCAAUUUGAACUAACUUCCUAUCUACUGUUGUAUAUUGUCUGAAAUAAGGUUUAUAAGUUUAUUGGCUUAUUAUGGCCUUGUCUCAGUUUACAAAAAAAAAACUAAUUAUAUGUUCAUCCAGUUACAUUUCUCCCUACGCCAGUUAAUCUACUUACAUUAUUUUAUUUAAAACGCCCAGAAUAUUGCAUCAAAUAAAAUAAAUUCAAGUAUAGCUAUGAUAUUCCCCAACUGAGGAAUUUAUUCAUUGUACUACUGAAGCUUGAAAAAAAAAAGUUCUAUUCAUUUGAGGUGAAUACAUGGUUUAAUUUCAUAAAUUAAAACUUUUCGCAUUUAAAAAAAUUGAUUAAAAGUUACUAAUUUUUAUGUGAAAAUUUAAUUUAUCAUCUUUCUUGCUUGUCAGUUUUUUUUGGCUGACAGAUUUUUCUGUGUAAUUUUAUGAAAAAUAUUAAGUGUAACUGUACAAAAUUUCUAGUGCAUUGAAAAUAAUGAGGUCAGAAUUUCUUUAUAUUGUAAGGGCAGAUGAUCUCUCUAUGUUUAAUUUUUUUUGCUAUUAAUUUUAAUGAUUUUAAUAUUUUUGGACUAUUUUUAAUUUUUAUUUGGUUCACAUAUUUAUCAACAGGUUAAAGCCUUGAUGGAAGUUGGAAAUGAUUACCAAUGUACAGUAGCAGAGAUAAAAGCCAUUGAAAUGAGAGCUCAACACUACUGGGAGAAAAUUAAGACUUAUUUAGAAAAGCUUCAAAGGUGAUCAUUAAGGGAUUUUUUAAAAACUAAAACGAUACUAACUGAAAAUAUUGUGAUAAACUAAGUAGGUUCAUUUGGAAAAAAUCAAUUUUUUGUGGUAGAGUUAAUUUUAAAAAAAUAAAGAUAUCUACAUAUAUAAUAAAGGUUGUUACGCAUCUUAUCAAAUUAGUCUAUGUCAGAUUACAUUUUUUAUAUUUACUUGUAAUUAUAAAUUCCAGUUUUAAAUUCUAAUUUAAUUUUUAAAAAAGGAAUGUAAAAUGUACUGAAUCUUAAACAAAUGAAAGAGAAUAAGGUUCUAUAUCAUUGGUUUUGUUAUGUCUUUUAACGCUAAAAUAUCUAGACAUAACUUACUUUAUGGGCAACACAGCCAAAGGAACACAUGCUCAACAUGCCACUGGAUCAGACUGAUUGUGAUAUCAAUAACUCGUAACUAUUUUCAUGAAUCUGGUUGUGUUUAAAACAAUGUAAUAGAGACACCUGGGACAGAUUUAUAAUAUUAUUUUCAUUCCCAAGAUAUGAAAACCUUCAAGUAACUGGCAACAGACUGUUUGAAGAACCUCAAGAUAUGGAACUUUCCCAAGAACAAAUUGAGUUGUAUCAGUCAGAAUCUACAUUUGCUCUGGCUCUUGCUUCAAUGAAUAGAUCAGACUAUGCCAGGGCAGUGGAAGGCUUUAAGAAGAUUGGAUCAGCUGAUGCCAGUCUAUACUGUGCAAAGGUGACCUUGAAUGUUCUUUCAAUCAUUUCAUAGCAUUGAAUUCCUUCAUUUCUAAUCUUUGAAUUCCAUCGUAUUAUCAUUAUAAUUUUAUUUUUAAAGUUCCGCUGAUUUUUAAAAAAUUCAUUUUGGAAUUUUUCAAAAGGAAAUAUUUACACCAUUAACCUAAAAUAAAUAUUUAAUAAAUUUAAAUGAUUAUCAACAUCUUUAAAUUUACAUUUGUUAUCAAACAAAGUUUAAUAGUCUACAAUUUAUCACCAACCAAAACAGUAGUGCUUUCUAUAAAAUUUACAUACUCUUAAUGAUAUUGCCUCAAAUACAUAAAACACAUUUUUACAGAAUUACUACUAAUUACUUUAUUUACUUAUGCCUUUCACAACACCUGGGGCAUAGGUUGUAUACAAGAAUUUUCCAUUCAUAUUGGUCUUGUACUUACCUUUCCACUUACUUCCCGGGUGUAGGCCUAUCCCAUGCUUUGUUUAUCUGCCUCUAGCUCAUGUCUUCAUGUAUUCUUUGGCUUUCCCCACUCUUACUUUUACAAUGUCGAUUCCAUAUUAAGGAUUGCCUUGUGAGGUCAUCAGCGGGUUUACAAAGAGUUAGAGAAUUAAGUGAUUACAAUUAGAAUUAAUAAUAUCAACACUAGAAAAUUGACUUUUUAUCAUACACUGAAAAUAAAAUGAACUUAGCUAUCUCAGAUUAUAUUAGAACAAGAAAUUGUUAAAUUUUACCUUGAGUUAAAGAUAUUUAUGUCCUCCUAUCUAACGUAAAAUAACAGUUAUCAUGUUGGCAAAAUGUUGACAAAAUUCACUAAGACUUCAACACUGUGUGUUUUUAUUUUGGGUCUUCUCUUUCUUUUUUUAUAUAGAUUGUUAACUUAGCUGAAACGUUAAAUUUGAUAUUCAUGAAAAUGAUACAUAACUUUUAAGUAACUAAAGCCACCAAUUAGUUAUUAAAGUAAGGGCUUGAGAAGUUAUAUGCUGUUGUUUCAGGCCUACAAACAAUGGGCAAAGAAAGAAAUAUUUGAAGAUGAUGGAACAGAGGAAAAGCAUCUUUGGAUUGAGGAACUUCUUCUCCUUUCCAGGGAUCUUCUGUAUACUCUUAUGGAGACUAGAAUGGGAGACAAAGUAAGCUGCCUUAUAUUAGUUGCUCAAUUUCAUCAUAUAUUAUCUGAGUUUCUUUUAGCCUUCUUCUUGUUGUAAAAAAAAAAUUUAAACAUGAUUAUUUUGAGACUAUAUUACAAUUUACCUUCAUUCAAAUACAUUUUAACUGACAAUAUCAAUAGACUUAUUUACAUUGUUAGAAAUAAAUAAAAAAAACAAAGGUACUAUAUAAGUUGGAAAUUAUUUAACAUUAGAUGAUGGACAUGUCAAUAAUUUCAGUAAAAUUUACAUUAAACUAACACUUGUUUUAAUUGUUUAUCAUUUUAAUUGCUGUCAGCCAAGUUAAAAUAUGCAAUGAUAUAUUUAAUAUUUCUGUGCUAAAUACACGGAAAGCUAAACUAAAACACAGCAAACUUAACAUGCAGCAAAGCAAGAACUAAUUAUGUUCUAAGUAAAAAUACGUUUUGGUUAAAUUAAAGUCUUUGUGUUCUUUAAAAAAAAUUAUUUUGGAUUUUUUAAAAAGCAAUGCAAAUUGCAGUUGUCUUUAAAUAGUAAUGUACUCAAUGUGUAAAAUAAUAUUGAAUAAUUUUAAGAUUUUAUUUUUUUAAAAUCUAAUAAAUACUAAGGUUUUAUGGAAGUAGAGAAUUUUAAUAGCAUAAGCAAACUAAACAAUAUUUUGAAUGACUUAUACUUAAUUAAUUUUAAUUUAAGCACCUAAUGGAGCUUGUUAAAAGCGAAUUGGAUGAAGUUGAGCUGAUUAUUCAUAAAGACAAAGUCUGUAAGUGCCCAUAUAUUUCCCAUUUUUACCACUAGGCCUAUAUCUUAAUUUUAAAAAAAAAAAAAGAAAUUAAAUCAAUACGAAAAGCUAUUUUUAUUGUCUUUUUUGUAACAUGCCAUUUUUUAACGUACUUAAACUUUCUUACUUAACCAAACUCUGUUGUACAAACAUUUUAGUAUAAUAGUACAAUUCUAUAAUUUUUUAUCAUUCACACACAGCAGAAAGAAUUAUUUAUCUCAUAAAUUCUUUGCCUGGUUUACAAUCGAUUUAUUUUCAGCUGAAAUUCAAGAUUCUUUUUGGGACAGUGGUUUCUUCCAAACACCUUUAAAGUCUGAACCAGAUUAUAAGACUCCCUCAGGUGUCAGGAGAAAUCUUUUUAAUGGUACAUCAAUUCAGGUAAGCUGACUGGACUAUGUAGUGAGUAUUUUUGCUUUGAUUAGAAAUAUAGAUAUUUAUUAUUGUUUAUACUCAAAACCUUAAUUUAACAAGUUGUCUCUUUUGAUUAAAAUAAUAAAUACAUUCCUUGUGAGAUAUUUAUCUCUGAUCUCAUUUGAUAUAUAGAUCUAAGCCUACAUUGUGUGUUUGUUUAAUUUUUAAGUAAAUUUUAUGUUUUGUGGUUUCAAUGAACAAUUUAACUAUAGCUGCCCACGAAUACUACUUCUAAGCUAAGUGCUAUUCUUUAUUUUUAUUCUGUUUUUUCUGGUUUUUUUGUUUGCUGAUGAAGGCUUCCUGCCGACAAGUUCAUUGUUUUGUUGUGUUCCUUUUUUCAGGGUUAACCCUACGUUAUUUUACUCAUUUUAAACUUAUAAUUGCACCAUCUCUGUAAGUUUAUUAAAUGAAAAUAUGUAAUUUAAGCUUUUUUAAAUACUGAUGGAAUCAAAUCUGUCACAGGGCGAAAAGUUUCUAUGUCAAAAUUUAAUUACCUUGUUUAAAAACUAUUUAAACCUUGCAAAUUACAUUUCUUAGGCAUUCUUAUAUUUUAUUAUAUGUAACAUAAUCUGUGUUAUAAUAUAUGGCUUUAAAAAUUUUGCUUUUAACUCAGCAAGACUCCAGGGCUGGAAUUAGAUAUGCAAGUCAAGUAGUUCAGGUGAACAGAUCUUCACCAUUUCAGUCCUAUGCAUCACACCAAAUAAGAAAUCUGCAUAUGAGCCAGCAGCAACUGGAACGUUCAGUUGUCAUCAGGAACAGUGCACAGCAACAGAAAAGAGAAGACCUGAUUCAAAUUAUAACAGAAAGAAAUGACCAGAUUAUUGCUGUCAACAAUCAGAUGAUUAAGGAAGUGCGUGAUAACACCAGUGCAAUUAAGAAAUCGGUGGAACAGAAUUCAGAGCUCAUCAAAGAUCUGCAGGUGAGUUCUGGUCUGUCACGGAUCAGUUUGUGGUUAUUAUUUUACAAAUGAGAAAAAUGUUAACAGAAUGCAAAAAUAUUUGUUAUAACUAAACACAAAUACAAAAACAAUUAAUUCCUACCCACAAUGGAAAGCUUUCAUUGAUAAAGCACAAAUAUUUUUAAAUUAAAUUAUAAAGUGCUCAUAAUUUAUUUGUUAUUGUCAUUUCAUGACAUCCAUGUUUUUUAUUACAGACUGGUGUCAUGUUUAGACUGAUUUUAUUAUUACUAUUAUUUAAAUGCAUUCAUUCUCCAGAGUUUUGUGGCAGAGAGCAAAAAUGUAGUGGUAGAGAUACAGGUAUGUGCUGGUAAAUGUAUACAUAGUAUUAUGAUUUAGAACUAAAUUAAUCAUAUCACAAUGUUUUUGCAAAAUGUGAUACCAUUUCAAGCAAUCUGAUUUACGAUAAUUUAAAUUUUGAUAUUUUUGUGAUUGGAGAAAUUCUUAAUGGCAAUUGGCAGUUAAAUUUAUUUUAAUUAAAUAAAAAAUACUCAGAUUGCAUUAAAAAAAUUCUUAUAAAAGACUGAUGGUUUUCAAUUAAACAUGUUGUUAUUUCCAGAAGGAAAUAAAGGGAUUAAAAACACAUUCAUCAGUCGGUCAAAGUCCAACAAGGCCCCUUCAUCUAGCUACAAUUCAACAAAGUAAUAAAGGUGAAGUAAGAUACCUGCCUCGUGAAACACUUCCUGAGCAAAACAAUGAAUCUAUAAGAUUUCAACAAAUGCUCAGAAAUAUGCCAUCAGAAUUACAAAAGACUGAUGAUGUACAAACCCAAGCUCAAAUCAUUAGAAGCCUGCCAGCACAGUUUCUGAACCCAGGACAAUAUCAACAACAAGGUACUCUACCAGAACAGUACCAACAACCUGGUACUGUUACAGGACAGUACCAACAACCAAGUACUGCUAUGGGACAGUACCAGAAACCAGGUACUGCUAUGAGACAGUACAAGAAUCCAGGGACUGCUAUGGGACAGUACCAACAACCAGAUACUGCUAUGGGACAGUACCAACAACCAGGUACUGCUAUGGAACAGUACCAACAACCAGGUAUUGCUAUGGGGCUGUACCAACAACAAGGUACUCUCCCAGGACAGCACCAACAACUAGGUACUCACACUAGACAUUACCAACAGUCAGGCAACCUUACACCCUAUGAUCAACAUACAGGAACCAAAACAUCCCACUACCAGGACCAAGGUUUAUUUGCAGCACACUCAGAAGAACCCAAUGUCUUUUCUUUUGGGGGACAGUUUUCUGCUAAUGUUACACAGCCUCAAAAAGCAAACACUCCACAACAGGUUGGUAUUAAUAGUUUUUAGUGACCUCAAAACCUAAGAGAGAUUCCAUAAUUUUGUUACUCAAAGUUUUAUCACUACAAAGUUUUUUACCACUAUGUUUGGUUGCUUAUGUUUUGUUACUGCAAAGUUUUGUUACCACUAUGUUUUGUUGCUUAUAAUGUUUUGUUACUGCAAAGUUUUGUUACCACUAUGUUUGGUUGCUUAUAAUGUUUUGUUACUGCAAAGUUUUGUUACCACUAUGUUUGGUUGCUUAUAAUGUUUUGUUACUGCAAAGUUUUGUUACCACUAUGUUUUGUUGCUUAUAAUGUUUUGUUACUGCAAAGUUUUGUUACCACUAUGUUUGGUUGCUUAUAAUGUUUUGUUACUGCAAAGUUUUGUUACCAAUGUUUUGUUUCUUCAAAGUUUUUUUUCCAUUAUUUUUUGUUGCUUAUAAUGUUUUUUUUCUGCAAAGUUUUGUUACCACUAUGUUUGUGGUAAAAAAAAAAAAAAAAAAGUAAUAGUGUGAAAGAAAUAUUUGUAUUGCUUGUAUAGGAUAUUAUGGUUAAUCUCAUAUUGUGGUAUGAGGAGGCUAUGUGCUUAAUUUUACAUAUCUAAAAUAAGUUAUUACUUCCUGCAGUUUUACUAAGCCACAUAUCACAACCCUUACUAAAUCAUAUGUUUCAUAAUAUUUUUUAAGAUGUCAAAUUUGCCAGUUAUUCUCUAAAUUUCUUGUUAACAUAUAGAGCCACUAUAGUACCAUUAAGUUAAUUGGCUGAGUGUUAAGGUUUAUAUUCUAGCCAUUUUUAUCAAAUGAAAUGAGCUGACAGCGUAAUUUUUAAGUCCAUUAGAGGAAGUGUAAAUAAUGAUGGGUAUCAAUUCAUUGGUAGAUACGAAUUUUCAUAAGUGAUCUUACCAGUUUCUUGAUAAUGAGUUUUCCUAUCUCUUGUCUCCCCAGUUUUAAAUAAUUAUGACAAAUAUUACUAAUAUUCGUAAUUUAGUAAAGGGUUUUGCUAUUUAGGUCUCAGGGUCAUGAAUAUUUCACCUAUCCUAAUCAGGCUGCUUUUUAAACUAUCUCUUUGAACAGACGCUCUUUCUAGCUGAGGAAAUUUGUGUAAAAUUAAAAACCAACAUUUUUUUUUUAGUGUACCCAUUUUUUCAAAUAGUUUUUUUACAUUGCUAAAUGUAAACAUCAUCUCAACCAGAAAUCUGGCAAAGGAGAGAAGAGUAAUAAAAAAUCAAUGCAUGGAGCACAAAGUCAAGAACCAGAUACAACCACACCUGUGUUGGACAGGGAAGAAAUCUCACAGGCUUUGUUAGACAAUGUGUUAGAUAAAGUAAGACAGGAAAUGAAAUCAGUAGAGAAAAAACAUCAGGAACAAACAGAAAGGGAAAAAGUCCUUCAAGCACAAAUGGAAGAAUUUCUAAAGGCACAAAGAGAAAUGCAAGAGAAAUUAAUAGAAGAAACAGAACAGAAGAGAAGAGAGCAACUUCAAAAGGAGCAUAAAGAACUAAUGGAACAGAAAGAAAUGUUGAUAAAAGAAAGGGAACAUGCCCAAAAAUUGGAAAGAAAGCAGAGAGAACUACAAGAAGAAUUAGUCAGAAAACAAAUAGAGGAUAAUAUGAAAAUGGAAAAAAUGCAAAAUGAGAUCAUGCAAUUAAAAAGAAAGGAAGAAAUUCAACAGAGAGAAGAAAUAGAAAAGUUGCAAAUACAGCUUAAACAAGAGAAAGAAAACCAACAAAGGGAAGAAAGCCAACAAAAAGAAGAAACCCAAGAAAGGGAACAAGCACAAUUGAAACUACUGGAAACAAUGCGCAGAGAACAACUGGAGCAAAAAGAAAAAUUUGAACAAGUCCGAAAAGAACUGGAAGAGUUAAAAUUGAAAGAAGAAUCGCAACAGAGGGAAGUAAUGGAACAGAAACAAAGGGGGUUUAAACAAAGGGAAGAAAUGCAACAAAGGGAAGAAAUCCAAAACAGGGAAGAAACACAAGAAAAAGAACAAGUUCAAAAGAAACUACUGGAAACAAAGCACGGAGAACAAAUGGUGCUGAAUAAAAACUUUGAACUAAUCCCAAAUGAACUCAAAGAAUUAAAACAAAACAAAGAAUCUCAACAGAGAGAACAAAUACAGCAAGGGGAACUAAUUAAUCAAGAACAAAUGAAAGAUGCAGACUGUUACAUUCAAACACAAAAGAAAGAAUUUGAGCAGAAUAUUAAUGACUACAAACAAAGACCCAAAAAUGAAAAUGAUACACCCAGUGGCAGGCCAUUUAUCAAAGCUACAAAAUUCAAAAAUCCCUUCAAAGGAUCAACCCCUGACAGCCAAUUCUCUAGCCCAACUGGGGCAUCAAACAAUGCUUCAAGGAUAGGAUUAAUUGGAACAUCAGUGAGAAAUGGUCAUGACAUAGAAUUAUCAAAUAGACAUGACUCUUCACAAAUGUGUCUGGAGACUCAAAAAACUACCAUGACAGUCUUUAAGCCAGAUUCGGAGCUCCAGGCUGCAUCAAAUGAAAAGAAAAUUGCCAAGCAAUGCACAAGAUCUGAUGAGACAGAUGGUGGCACUACUUUCAAAACAAGGAAUUUCAAGUCUGCAGAAUCUGUGAGUUAUUUUAAGUUAAACUUUUCGAUUUCCUGUAAGUAAAUAGUGGAACAAGGUAUAUUUAUUCUUGAAAUAAGAAAAACAACACAACUAAAUGGAAGUUUUGGCUAGAUGCCAUCUUCAUCAGAUAAUUCAAAACAAUGCAAUAAGAUGAAAAAGCAUUGAUUUAAAAGUCAGUUAAAUUAUAUUAUCUUUUCUUUUCAAGCCAAUACAUAUCUUGUUCAACUAUUUUAUUUACUAUACAUGGCUUGAAUGCAGUUCCUAAAAUAUUAUUAGUGUUUUGUAAACAUCAAUUCCAUGUUUGCAUAUAAAUUAGAUCUCCUCGGUUAAAACCUAUUUAAAAUAAACCCCGGGAUGCUUUAAACAAAAUAAAGGGUGCAUUUCCUUAAAUGUAACAAAAAUAAAAAAUACCUUAAAUUGACUUGACGUGUUUAUUUUAAAUAGAUCAAUCAAUGUAAAUCUUCAAAGAAACCUACAGCAGCUCAAGUAAAGAUUUGUCAGAACUGCUCAGAAAAUAUAACAGGUAACUAAUUUAAUUUUAAUGCCAUAUAUAAUUAGUGGUUUUUAACCUUCACAAUAGAGUGAAAGAUUUCAGCAUGAAACAUCAGAAAACAAACAGUAAUAAAUUAUUUACAGAAAAAUUAAUUUUUUUUUUAUUUAGCUACAUUUAUCAUGAUGCAUUGUUUUUAACUUUAUGUUUAAAAUAAAACAAUAAAUAAUUUUUUGGGGGGCGGGAUUUUUAAGAAAUUCUUCCAAUUAAAUGAUUUAUAACAUAAAUUACUCCAGAUUUUAAUGGCACCAAUCAUUGUAAAUAACAGACCCUUAUUAUCAACUAUAGUUUAGUUCCAAUUUUUUACCUAUUACAAUUUUUCUGUUUUGUCAUAAAUCACAUGUUUUGAAUGUAGUGCCACCAUCUGUCUCAUCAGAUCUUGUAUAUCCCACAGCAGAAUUUUAGUUUUCAGAAAUAUUGUGAAAUAUUUUAUAUCUUAAUCAUCUAUUCAUCUGGUGCUCUUAAUGUGGUUUAUAAUUAUAAUUUUUGUUAAAGUUAGUUUGUUUUUUUUUUACUCCUCUUUUUUAAUUACAUCAAUACACCCGAGUUAUUUUCAUGUACCAACAACAGUUUAUCAAUGAAGAUAACUUUAAAUCGCUUUAUAAGCUAUGUAUUAUUCUGAUUAAUUGUAAAAUUAGACACCUUCCAUGCAAACUGUGCAAUGGUAAAAUAUUUUUGCAGAUUUUCUUCAGGUGGCCUUACUGUGUCUAGUUAAGUUUAAUGGCAAUUAUGAAAGGUAGAGUUAGAAAAAGAGCAACUAAAUUUAACUGGUCAAUAUUUAAGGUUCCAAAAUUAAUGGUGGUGAAGACUUGCAUCCUGAAAUAAGUCAGAUUAAAGGGCAGACAUCAUCACAAAAUGUAAAUGAGUUUGAGCCUGUUAUUCCCCUUCCACCUAUGGCAGAACAUUUCAAUGGAGAGGAGAAUGAAACUGAGGUAUUGUGUUAUAGAAAUUUCAUUUAUAACAUUGUAAAAUAGCAGGUUAUCAUCUAGUGUUGAAAUCACUAAUGUUAGUUUCAUACCUAAAUAUUCACAUUUGAUCAAGCUUUUUUUACUUUUGCAAAUUAAAAAGUUUUCAAAAAAAUAAUUGUAAUGAAAUAAGUUGCCUUGGUUGCUGUUUAAAAUAUAUUUCAAUUUUUAUUUUACAUCUAAUGAAAUAGGCUAUAGACUAUAUAAAUAAAUGAUUAGAAACACACAUUUUCUUCAAAGGUUAUUGUUGAAACGUGUUGCAUGUAUAGAUUUGAUAAAGAAUCCAAAGUUUGGAAAGAAAAAGGACAUGGUGCAUUGAAGAUUCUUAAACACAAUUCAAAACUUCAGUACAGGAUUGUUAUGCGGAGAGACCAGGUGAGAUAUGUUUACUUAUUUAUAUCAGUUGUUUACAUAGGUACAAAAUUUCGGAUUAGUUUUUUUACAUAGGUACAAAAUUUCAGAUUAGUUAUUUAUAUUGUACAAUAGACAUAAGUUGUUAAAAUUGCUAAAAUAAUUCAAAUUAGUUGUUUAAAUUGGUACAACAUUUCAGAGUGUAUAUGCAAGACUAAAUAACUGAAAGUUAAUCAAAUUUAAAAGCUAAAUUCAACAAAAUAAAGCAUACAUAUAUGUUUGGUAUAAUUAUAUAGCUGAUUCAACAGUACACAUGUGGAUAAUGCCCUUCCCAAGGGAUUAAGUUUUUAGGACAGCUAGUAGUUAUCGCUUAUCUUCACAUACCGUUUGCUUAAUUUUUAAGAUACUCCUCAGUUAGAUUUUAAAAACUGAUUUAAGUUUGUACAAAAAUGCUAACUACGGAUCUGUUAUGUAACAAGUGAAAUUAUGAAUUUAGUGAAGCUUAUAAAAAUGAUGAAAUAUUGUUCUACAAAGUGUGCAGAAAACUGUUAAAUAAAAGCAGAAAAAUUCAUAAAAUAAAUCUGAAGAUAGUGAUGAUAUUUAAUUCAAAAGGAAAACUGUAUGCUAUGAAAUACAAACGUUGUGAAUUGGGUGGGGUGGGGAGAGAGGUGAUACAACUGAAUAACUAACCAGAGCAUAAUAUAAAAUAGUUUUUAAUAUUCAUUACAAAAUGAAAGUCUUUAAAAUUUCUUAUAAAAAUUAAAAUUAACAAAAAUAUAUAUAUUCAGAUUUGUUUUUUUUUAAAUUAUUUUUUUCAGGUCCUGACAUUAUGUGCAAACCAUUUGAUGACCACUGACAUGACAUUUACUCCUAUUUCAAACUCUAACAAAAGUUUUUGUUACUGGGCAUUGGAUUACUCUGAAGAGGAAGGGAAAGUUGAGUUUUUGGCCAUCAAGUUUAAUAAAAAGGAAAAGUCUGAGAAUUUCUUGGCAGUACUUAAUUGUUGCCUGGAGAAAAUUCGGCAUGAUAAAAUUGAUGAUCAUACCUCUAGCCAAUCAAUGAGGGAUUUAUCCUGUGAAGAUUUUAGUUUGAACAAUGGCCCUCUAUAUGAAGGGAGGUUGUGCAUAAGCAAAGCACUUUCCUCUUCACCUAGACAGAACACAAGAAUUCUUGAAAAAUUCAGGACUACUGAGGAAACAACAUCAUGUAGUUCAAAAAGUAUUCAAAUUUUGACACCAGUUAUGGUCCCUACACGUCUAGUUGAACGUUUUCCUGAGACAAAGGAUGAACAAGAGGUAUUGUGAAGUUGUAAUAAAUCUAAUAUGUAGGGGAGGUGAAGAAGGGAUCAGUUGAUUCUUUGGUAAAUGGAUUGAAAAAAAAGAAAUAUCAAUUAUUUUCAAUCCAGAAAGAUGAUUAUUUUAUUAAUCAUGGCAGACAAGAAAUUUAUUUUUGAGAUCAAAUUAAGGGAAUUAUAGCUUCACUGAUGAAAAAAGGCUUACAUUUGUUUUAUUUUCAAACAUUUUUGACAGUUAAUAUCCUCAAAGUGCCUACUGUUCAAAUCUGACAAAGAAACUGGAAAAUGGCAAAGAAAAGCAUGUGGUAACUUAAAGAUUAUUUGGAACCUUCCUGAAAAACAGUUUAAGAUAAUUAUGAUAGAUGACCAGGUAAGGAAUGUUUAGAUCUUGACAUCGUUUCAAUACAAGUUUAAACUGAAUAACAAUAUAAUUUAAUUAAAUUUUAUCUUCAUAAAAUUACUAUUUUAAAAACUUAUUUAAAAAAUAGUGUUUUAUGGUAAAUCCUUUUCUGAGAUUAGAAAGUUGUGACAAGCAUUUAAACAUUUCAGAAUUCAAUAUGAUGCUCAGGUUUAAAUGUUCUUGAUGUAAAGCUGAUUUCCUCAAAACCUAAUAUUCUUCAAAAGAAAAUUAAUCCCUAAAAGAACAUAACAAACGAAAACAAUUAUUUUUUUUCCUCCAUAUUUAUUUUACACAGAUUCACACUUUGUGUGCAAGCCAUAUCAUCAGACCAGGAUUGAGGCUGUUAGCCAUGUCUCAUUCUGAUCACAUGUUUUGUUAUGAAGCACUGGAUGAAUUUGGAGAGAAGAAAAACGUUGAGCAAUUUGCCAUCAAGUUUAAGAACAAGAAAAAGGCAGAACAAUUUCAGGAGGUGUUUGAUGAAUGCUACAGCAAAAUCUGUGAUGUAAUAUUUGAUGAUGAUUCAACACGUAAUGCCUCUAGUGAACGUUUGAGUGGUGUAUCCAGUGAAGAUUUCAGUGAGAAAAAAAGACCUGCAGUUAAAAACUCUUUAUAUGUUAGCAAAGCUGUCAGUGAUUCAUGUAACAUGGAAACAUCUGAGAGCUUCUUUGCAGGUGUGAGAAAGGGUAAGACUUUAACUUAAUUUGAUAUUUUAUCUGUUUGAAUUUAAGUAGUAGCAUAAUGAUUUGGCCAAUUACUUCAGCUUGCUGCACAAAAAUGUAAUCUUCAUCUCAAUGUUGUGGAAAUCAUGACUCUUUUUGCGAUCUUCAUUUUUGUAAUUGAGAACUUAAUGAAUAUUUGAAAUUUCAUUGCCAACUACAUUGAGAUUUUUUGAUAUAAGAGUUAAACAGAUGAUUUAAAGCUGUUAUAAUAUGGUUGUAAAAACAUUAUAUUUUUUUUACCUUUGUAUAAGAUGGAAGAUCAAGAGAAGCAGGGCAAAGACAAAUUAGGGCACCAGGCAAGUUACAAAGUUUACUUCAAAUGACACAUAAAAAAUUAGUCCAUAAUUUUAUAUAUCUUUUAACUUUUCCGAAUUGCCUCUCUCUUCAAUUUGAAAUUCAAGAUAAUUUGCAAAGUUUAACAAUAUAAAAUGAAUACUAUUUCUGUUUUAGUUAAAAUUAAAGACAUGUUAGCACUAAAUUUGAAAUUUGUGUAAUCUGAAAGAUACAGAUAAUGAAGAAAAAAUUCUAUACAAAUGACAACAUUAAAAAUUAAUAAAAUACUUAGUUUCACUGAAAAAAUAGGUUUGAUAAAACAUGCUAUAAAAAUUAAUAUUUAAAAAAAAUGUUUAAUCUUGUAUACAUUUUAAAUAUAUAUUUCAGAUAAAUUCCAUAAAUUAGAGUCACAUAAUGGUCACAAAAGAAAUGUGACUGCUGAAGAAAGCUACAGCCAAGAACAUGUGAGCGGACACCAUGGCAUCAUACCACAUCAAAUUAGUAUUGUUCCUGGAAGUAUAUCUUAUCAUGCAAGUGCAGACCAAAUGAGGAAAUCAGUUCAUUCAAAAGGCGUCCAUUGUCAAGAUCAGUCACUUUGUGGCCAUAAUUAUGCUCAUGUUGAUGAAAGUGGGACCUUACACAAGGGAACCAAUACAGAAAGGGAGUUAGAAAUCCAAAGAACAAAAUAUGAGAUAGAAAAUAUACAACAAAAAUACAUUUAUCAGAGAACAGAUACUGAAAGCAAGGCAAAAGAUUGUAAGUGUUCGGGGAAUGAACCAGGCUGUAUUAGAGUUACACAAAAGCUUGAUAAAGAGAAUAAAAGGAUUGUUUCAAAUAAUUAUAUUGAUGAACAAGGUGCUCCCCAAACUAUGUGCAGCAAUGCUCAAGGCAGUGCUCACAAUUUUAAAUGUGAUACUUCACCCAUUAAACCAGAUGCUUUAGGCAAUGGCCGAAGAAAUUUGCCCAGUGAAAAUGUUGAGCAUUUAAAGAAAACAAAAAAAUAUUUAGUUAUAAAUUCCUCUAACAAAAUUGAUAGUCAUCAGACUGAGACAGGUGCAAAUACAGAUGUCAAAAAUGACACACAUGUAACUGAGACAGUUACAAAUACUGAUUUCAAAAUUGACACACAUGUAACUGAGACAGGUACAAAUACUAAUUUCAAAAUCGACACACAGGUAACUGAGACAGGUACAAAUACUGAUUUCAAAAUUGACACACAGGUAGUUGAGACAGGUACAAAUACUGAUGUCAAAAUUGACACACAGGUAACUGAGACAGGUACAAAUACUGAUUCCGAAAUUGACACACAGGUAACUGAGACAGGUACAAAUACAAAUUUCAAAAGUGACACACAGGUAACUGAGACAGGUAUAUAUACAGAUAUCAAAAUUGACACAAAGGUAACUGAGACAGGUCUAUAUACAGAUAUCAAAAUUGACACAAAGGUAACUGAGAAAGGUACAAAUACAAAUGUCAAAAUUAACAAACAGGUGACUGAGACAGGUACACAUACAGAUGUCAAAACUGACGAUCACGAAUCUAAGACAUGUAUACAUAGAGAUCCGUUGUGCAAUCGUUUUCAAAUUUGCAGAACUAAUAAAACAAAUGAUUUACGUGCCGGUGCUUGUCAACAAAGAUAUUAUUCCAAGCUAAGUGCAACCAACCACUCCAAUUAUCAAGGUCAAGGUCAAGAUGACCAGCUUGAAGGAAGUAAAGAUCAAGCUGAUAAAGGAAACGGCCCAGAUAAGGAUGAAGGUCAAGAGGGUAAUGGGCAAAUGAAGUUUCCAAAUUCUAAACCUACUAAAGAAAACAGUCCAACUUAUAUCAUUGAUUCAAACAAUCCAUCGGAUAGAAUUGAUCCAAGCAAUCCAUCGGAUAGAAUUGAUCCAAACAAUCCAUCGGAUAGAAUUGAUCCAAACAAUCCAUCGGAUAGAAUUGAUCCAAACAAUCCAACAGAUAAGAUUGAUUCUAACACUAACAAUAAGGGACUAAAGAAUUCAUUUAAUUGUAGCAAUGACAGAUAUGAUGAUACUGAACAUGAAAUUGCUAACGUAACAAAUAAUACUGGCUGCCAGAUAGUAGCCAAAAUCAAUGAGAGAGACAAAAAUUUUUAUGACCAAUCUGAUGGAACACGAAAUGACAUUAAAGUUAAAUAUGUUCCUGAUUCAACCAAUGUAACAAAUGAGACUGACCAAACUGAUUUAGAAGAUGGAAGAGUCCCGACCAAUCUAACUGUUUUUAUUCGCCCAAAUAAUUUAACAGAUGGGACCGUCUUGACUAAAGUAACAGAUGGGACUGUCUUGACCAAUCUAACAGAUGGGACGGAUCCGACCAAUGUAACAGAUGGGACUGAUCCGAACAAUGUAACAGAUGGGACUGAUCCGACCAAUGUAACAGGUGGGACUGAUCCGACCAAAGUAACAGAUGGGACUGAACCAAGCAAUGUAAGAGGUGGGACUGAAACAAGCAAUGUAACAGAUGGGACUGAUCCGACAAAUGUAACAGAUGGGACAGAUCCGAUCAAUGUAAUAGAUGGGACUGAUCCGACCAAUGUAACAGAUGGGACUGAUCCGACCAAAGUAACAGAUGGGACUGAUCCGACCAAUGUAAGAGAUGGGACUGAUCCGACCAAAGUAACAGAUGGGACUGAUCCGACCAAAGUAACAGAUGGGACUGAUCCGACGAAAGUAACAGAUGGGACUGAUCCGACCAAAGUAACAGAUGGGACUGAUCCGACCAAAGUAACAGAUGGGACUGAUCCGACCAAAGUAACAGAUGGGACUGAUCCGACCAAAGUAACAGAUGGGACUGAUCCGACUAAAGUAACAGAUGGGACUGAUCCGACCAAAGUAACAGAUGGAACUGAUCCGACCAAAGUAACAGAUGGGACUGAUCCGACCAAAGUAACAGAUGGGACUGAACCGACCAAAGUAACAGAUGGAACUGAUCCGACCAAAGUAACAGAUGGGACUGAUCCGACCAAUGUAACAGAUGGGACUGAUCCGACCAAAGCAACAGAUGGGACUGAUCCGACCAAAGUAAAAGAUAGGACUGAACCAAGCAAUGUAACAGAUGAGACUGAUCCGACCAAAGUAACAGAUAGGACGGAACCAAGCAAUGUAACAGAUGGGACUGAUCUGACCAAUGUAACAGAUGGGACUGAUCCGAUCAAUGUAACAGAUGGGACUGAACCAACCAAUGUAACAGAUGGGACUGAUCAGACCAAUUUAAGAGAUUGGACUGAUCCGACCAAAGUAACAGAUGGGACUGAUCCGACCAAAGUAACAGAUGGUACUGUUCCGACCAAAACAACAGAUGGGACUGAUCCGACCAAUGUAGCAGAUGGGACUGGUCCGACCAAUGUAACAGAUGGGACUGAACCGACCAAUGUAACAGAUGGGACUGAUCCGACCAAUGUAACAGAUGGGACUGAUCCGACGAAAGUAACAGUUGGGACUGAACCAAGCAAUGUAACAGAUGGGACUGAACCAAGCAAAGUAACAUAUAGUACUGAACAAAGCAAUGUAACAGAUGGAACAGAUCCGACUAAAGUAACAGAAGUGACUGAUCCGACCAAAGUAACAGAUGGGACUGAUCCGACCAAAGUAACAGAUGGGACUGAUCCGACUAAAGUAACAGAUGGGACUGAUCCGACCAAAGUAACAGAUGGAACUGAUCCGACCAAAGUAACAGAUGGGACUGAUCCGACCAAAGUAACAGAUGGGACUGAUCCGACCAAAGUAACAGAUGGGACUGAUCCGACCAAAGUAACAGAUGGGACUGAUCCGACCAAAGUAACAGAUGGGACUGAUCCGACCAAAGUAACAGAUGGGACUGAUCCGACCAAAGUAACAGAUGGGACUGAUCCGACCAAAGUAACAGAUGGGACUGAUCCGACCAAAGUAACAGAUGGGACUGAUCCGACCAAAGUAACAGAUGGGACUGAUCCGACCAAAGUAACAGAUGGGACUGAUCCGACCAAAGUAACAGAUGGGACUGAUCCGACCAAAGUAACAGAUGGGACUGAUCCGACCAAAGUAACAGAUGGGACUGAUCCGACCAAAGUAACAGAUGGGACUGAUCCGACCAAAGUAACAGAUGGGACUGAUCCGACCAAAGUAACAGAUGGGACUGAUCCGACCAAAGUAACAGAUGGGACUGAUCCGACCAAAGUAACAGAUGGGACUGAUCCGACCAAAGUAACAGAUGGGACUGAUCCGACCAAAGUAACAGAUGGGACUGAUCCGACCAAAGUAACAGAUGGGACUGAUCCGACCAAAGUAACAGAUGGGACUGAUCCGACCAAAGUAACAGAUGGGACUGAUCCGACCAAAGUAACAGAUGGGACUGAUCCGACCAAAGUAACAGAUGGGACUGAUCCGACCAAAGUAACAGAUGGGACUGAUCCGACCAAAGUAACAGAUGGGAUUGAUCCGACCAAAGUAACAGAUGGGACUGAUCCGACCAAAGUAACAGAUGGAACUGAUCUGACCAAAGUAAAUGAUGGGAUUGAUCCGACCAAAGUAACAGAUUGGAUUGAUCCUACCAAAGUAACAGAUGGGACUGAUCCGACCAAAGUAACAGAUGGGACUGAUCCGACCAAUGUAACAGAUGGGACUGAUCCGACCAAAGUAACAGAUGGGAUUGAUCCGACCAAAAUAACAGAUGGGACUGAUCCGACGAAAGUAACAGAUGGGACUGAUCCGACCAAAGUAACAGAUGGGAUUGAUCCGACCAAAGUCACAUAUGGGACUGAUUCGACCAAAGUAACAGAUGGGACUGAUCCGACCAAAGUAAAAGAUAUGACUGAACCAAGCAAUGUAACAAAUGUUAUAGAACAAAGCAAUGUAACACAUGGGACUGAUCCAACAAAUGUAACAGAUCGGACUGAACCAAGCAAUGUAAAAGAUGGGACUGAACAAAGCAAUGUAACAAAUGUUAUAGAACAAAGCAAUGUAACACAUGGGACUGAUCCAACAAAUGUAACAGAUCGGACUGAACCAAGCUAUGCAACAGAUUUGACGGAUCCGAACAAAGUAACAGAUGGGACUGAUCUGACUAAAGUAACAGAUGGGACUCAACCAAGCAAAGUAACAGAUAGUACUGAACAAAGCAAUGUAACAGAUUGGACAGAUCCGACCAAAGUAACAGAAUGGCCUGAUCCGACCAAAGUAACAGAUGGGACUGAACAGACCAAUGUAACAGAUGGUACUGAACAAAGAAAUGUAACAAAUGGUACUGAACAAAGCAAUGUAACAGAUGGGACUGAUCCGACUAAAGUAACAGAUGGGACUGAUCUGACCAAUAUAACAGAUGGGAUUGAUCCGACCAAUGUAACUGAUUGGACUGAUCCGACCAAAGUAACAGAUGGGACUGAUCUGACCAAUGUAACAGAUGGGAUUGAUCCGACCAAUGUAACUGAUUGGACUGAUCCGAUCAAAGGAACAGAUGGCAGUGAACCAAGCAAUGUAACAAAUUGGACUGAACCAUGUAAUGCAACAGAUGGGACUGAUCCGACCAAAGUAACACAUGGGACUGAUCUGACCAAUGUAACAGAUGGGAUUGAUCCGACCAAAGGAACAUAUGUGAUUGAUCCGAACAAAGUAACAGAUGGGACUGAAACAAGCAAUGUAACAGAUGGUACUGAACAAAGCAAUGUAACACAUGGGACUGAUCCGACCAAAAAAACAGAUGGGACUGAUCCGACCAAUGUAACAGAUGGGACUGAUCCGACCAAAAAAACAGAUGGGACUGAUCCGACCAAUGUAACAGAAGGGGCUGGUCCGACCAAUGUAACAGACGGGACUGAUCCGACCAAAAAAACAGAUGGGACUGAUCCGACCAAUGUAACAGAAGUGUCUGAUCCGACCAAAGUAACAGAUGGGACUGAUCCGACCAAAGUAACAGAUGGGACUGAUCCGACCAAAGUAACAGAUGGGACUGAUCCGACCAAAGUAACAGACGGGACUGAUCCGACCAAAGUAACAGAUGGGACUGAUCCGACCAAAGUAACAGAUGGGACUGAUCCGACCAAAGUAACAGAUGGGACUGAUCCGACCAAAGUAACAGAUGGGACUGAUCCGACCAAAGUAACAGAUGGGACUGAUCCGACCAAAGUAACAGAUGGGACUGAUCCGACCAAAGUAACAGAUGGGACUGAUCCGACCAAAGUAACAGAUGGGACUGAUCCGACCAAAGUAACAGAUGGGACUGAACCAAGCAAUGUAAUAGAUGGGACUGAACCAACCAAUGUAACAGUUGGUACUGAUCAAAGCAAUGUAACAGAUUGGACUGAUCCGACCAAAGUAACAGAUGGGACUGAUCCGACCAAAGUAACAUAUGGGAAUGAUCCGACCAAAGUAACAGAUGGGACUGACCCGACCUAUGUUAAGGAUGGGACUGAUCCGACAAAUGUAACAUAUGGGACUGAUCCGAUUAAAUUUACAUAUGGGACUUAUCCAACCAAUGUAACAGAUGGGACUGAACCAAGCAAUGCAACAGAUGGGACUGAUCCGACCAAAGUAACAGAUGGGAAUGAUCCGACCAAUGUAACAGAUGGGACUGAUUUGACCAAAGUAACAGAUGGGACUGAUCCGACCAAAGAAACAGAUGGGACUGAUCUGACCAAUGUAACAGAUGGGACUGAUCCGACCAAAUUAACAGAUGGGACUGAUCCAACGAAAUUAACAGAUGGGAUUGAACCAAGCAAUAUAACAGAUGGUACUUUAAAAAGCAAUGUAACACAUGGGACUUAUCCGACCAAAGUAACAGAAGGGACUGAUCCGACCAAUGUUACAUAUGGGACUGAUCCAACCAAUGUGACAAAUGGGACUGAACCAAGCAAUGCAACAGAUGGGACUGAUAUAAGGAAUGGCGCAGACUCAACCAGUGCAACAGUCGAUACUGACCCAAUUAAUGUAACAGAUUUGUGUGGCCCAACUCAUUUAACAAAUGAGACUUACCCAACCAAUGUAAAAAAAGAAAACAGCUCUACUAAAGUUAGUCCUAAACGGCGGGUCAAGUGGUCAAGAGAUUUUUAUCUCAAUAGUUUUUAAGCCUAUGAAAUAAUAUAGUAAAUUACCCUCAACUUUUUCGAUUUUUAAAAAAAAAUUUUUUUUAAUGUAAAGAAAUAUAGAAUAUUUCGUCACUUCGCGGGCCGCCAAAUAGGUGCUCUCGGGCCACAUGCUGCCCGCGGGCCGUAUGUUGUGCAGGCCUGAGUUAAAGGAUUUAUUAAUAUGUCUUUUAUAACAUAAGUAAUUUUCAAAUAAAAUGUAGAUUUUCAAUAGAUUUUCUUUUUAACAAAAAAAAAAAUAACAACGUGUCAACCCUAGACCUAUGUGAUGUUUCGAUUCUAGAAAUGUAAGUGCAAAUAAAUUUAAUCAUUCCACGCCAACAUGUUUUCUUAACUUCUGUCAAAUUUUCAUUGACUUUUUUUUUUAAUGUUGGGGCUUGAUGUAUCUAAUUAAACAGUGGUUAUAAUUUUUAGGGCUAUGCUGCGAACCAGUUUGAUAAAACUAAUAAUUCUUGUAGAUCACCUGUCAGUGUGGUAAGUCUGGUAACAUGUCUGCCGGUCACUGUCGUCAAUCGUAUAGUAGGGAGACAGAACCUAUCAUAACAGAAAGUCUAGAAAUUUAAUCGCCAAAAGUGUUUCUUUCACGUUACCCCGUGGAGGGUGGGGGGGGGCAUUUCAGAUUUGCUGGCGAAGGGCAGCGCCAUUCGCCAGAUGCGUAGCUGAGGGGAUGGGCAGAGGGCAGCUUUCCUAAGGCGCCAGAGUAGCGGGUGUGCCAGAAAUCGGCUAAGAAAUUUAAUCGCCAAAAGUGUUUCUUUCACGUUACCCCGUGGAGGGUGGGGGGGGGGCAUUUCAGAUUUGCUGGCGAAGGGCAGCGCCAUUUGCCAGAUGCGUAGCUGAGGGGAUGGGCAGAGGGCAGCUUUCCUAAGGCGCCAGAGUAGCGGGUGUGCCAGAAAUCGGCUUUGGUGGUUUAAAUCGAAAAAAAAAAAUAUUUGGUUGAUGGGUGGGGGGAGAGCGUAAACAUAAAUAUUGUCCCCUUGUGCAAAAACUCUAGUUACACCUCUACCAGAGGCAAAGAAACAUGGUGGUCAGGUCUCCCUGCUUAAUUAUAUGGAAGGGCAGCAUUUUCGGAUAACUGCAGAGUUUUUACUGUGAAAGGGAGUGCGGAAGCAGGGUCCGUGGAGUCACCUCCCCAGAAAGUUUUAGUUUAUUUGUAAAUCAAGAGGUGCAUUUUCGAUUUUACCUGAAUUCAGCGUUUCUAUUGCUCGGGGGAAGGAAUUUUUUAAACGUCGCCCGGGGGGUGGGGGGCAUGAUGGUGGCCAGUUCCAUACAUAAAGUGAAUUUACUCCAGUUGUAGCGCGCCCCAGAGUAAUCAUUUGGUGAACCCUUAGAUUCAACCCCCAUAGUCUCACAUAGAUCAGCUUGAGGAAAAUUGAGGACGUCAAAUACUCUCGUGCAAAUUCAAAAUCCAGUAAUGCAUUUUGGUGCAUAUUUAAAUUCUGUGUUAAUUCAGGGGAUUUUUCAGGGGGCAUUUCAGACUUUUGUUUGAGAAGCGUCCAACUCUGCCAUUUAAGGGUAUGCUAUUUUACCUAAGUUAUUCUCGUACCUUAAAAUUGUAUAGAACUCAGAAACGCUUUGAUAAAUUCAAAAUGCAAGAUUGCAUUUUUAAAGAAUAUACCCGAAUUUAGUUUUGCAACAUUCUACACUUAUUGGGAGAGCAACGGAAGAGAUGCUUAGAAAAAUAACGUAUAUGUCAUUUAACCUCAGAGCUUUCGUGUUCGCCCUGCAAUCCCUACGGCUGCAUGGGACCCUGGAUAUUUAAGAACUUUUAAAAAUUAUCAACUUUGAAUGCAAAGUGGGGGGGGGGGGACAAAAACCAAAAAGUGGCAGUGAACGUCAGCUGCAACUGCUUGUGUUACAUAUUUUUAAAAACAUAGUACUAAAUAAUAAUAAUAAUAAUAAGUCUUAUAUAGCGCGGUACCCCAGCCUAGGGCUGGGCUCCCCGCGCUGUACAUAGAAAUUUUAUCAAAAGAGACAUACAUAUAUGAAAUAAAGUACAGCAAUGUAUAUUCACCCACCCCACCACAUAACUUUUACAAGGCCAAUCAAUGGACGGCAACCAGCAAGAUCAUUUAUCAUUUAUAAAUAGCAAUGUGGCGUUGAAUUUUAUUCAUUCUUGUUUUGGGCUUAGCUUUGUGAGCAUCAUUUUACACGGUGAACGCAAAUAUAAUCAUAUAUAAAUAUACAUUAAAAAAAAAUGAAUGUUUGUUUUGUUUCUUGUGGCUGGAUUUGUUCCACAUACGUUUUUAUAUUGGAUUGAUGGAUCUUGGUCAAACUUGGCACAUGUAUCCAUAAUUAUCCGGAAGGAACUCUUAAAGGGUUAUGAACUUUUUAUAACAUUCUGUUUGGGACCGGGGGGCCCUGAAUUUUUUCCCUUAUAUGAGCUAUUUAAAAAAAAAUUGACAACAAAUACCUCCUACACGAAUAGAUGGAUCUUGACCAAACUUCGUACACAUUUAUUUGAUUAUUAAUAUUCAAGUACCGAAAGUGUUCUGAACUGAACUAUACUAUAUAUUAAAACAAAAUAAUGCGUUCAAAAAUUAAUUUGAAGCAAAAUUUUAACGUAAAAACUGAAGAAAAAAGAGAUUCGACCAAAUUUCGAUAUAGGCCUAGCGUUGUAGCAAUAUCCUUCAUUGUCCGUAUUGAGAUAUCGGUGGAUUUAAAACGAUAAUAUCCAUUCUAGAAUUUUCCAGAAAGUUAGAUAAUUUUAAACAUCUAGACUAUAGCUAUGGUAUUUUUUUAAGUAGAUUAUAAUAGGACAAAUUUUAAAUUUCAACUCAAUUAUUUAUCCGUCUAAUAUUGAUAGGGCCCUCUAUCUCAGCCAUAACUAAAUCGGCACAGUUAUAGAGUGGACCCCCCGGGGCCCCUUAAUUAAUUAAAAGAAAAAGGAUUAUAAUUAUAGCAUUUUAAAGAGUUUUUCAAGAUAUUGAAAAUUUUUAUCGUAUUUAAAAAAUAAUUAGAAAAGUAGUUUUUAAACAUGUUACGAGCAGUUUAUUAAAUUUAAUCUAGAAUAUUCCAGAAAAUUCUAAAUUGUUACAAGGGGAUAUAUUGUGGGAUCUAAGGGAAUAUUGAAAUGUUAGUUAGUUCUAUUCAUUUCUAUACUGUCCCGUAGUUUACUGUUCUCUCAGUACCGUACUAAUGAGAAUUCUUGUUUUUAAAAUUCGGGAUAGAAACAAAAAGGGUCGGGAACCCAUCAUAAUCUUUAUCCCAUUCGGAUCAGGAACCCACCGGAAAGCGGGAUCCCACCAGGAUCAGGAUCACAACCUUGAAAAUAUCCACCGGGAUCGGGCUCGCAUCGGGAAACGGGACUGCGUCGGGAUCGAUGUCAGCAUGGGAUUGGGGUCCCAAUGGGACCGGGGUCCCACCAGGAUAAGGUCCUAAUGCAAUCCCGGGCCACGACGGGUAUAUCGGCUAGUAUAUAUAUAAAAACUUACUUGUAAUAGACACUUUUUGUAAAUAUUUUAAAGUAUAUAUUUUUAGAGUAAAAAAGACUGCACUCAAUUGUUUCACCAAUUUGAGUUAUUUUUUGGGGGUAGUUCUGAGGGAAAAGGAAUGUGUCAUAAACUUGGCAAACAAUCUCAAAUCGAAACACUAAUCCAGUGGUUCUGAAACUUUUUUUCGCCCACCACCCCCUUAGCUUCAUAAACCCACCAUUAGCACCACCCUUGUGCUACACCCAUCACCAAAUAAUUAUUGUUGGUUGUCGUUUUUUUAAAAUUCAGCAUAAUGAUUAAAACAUCUCAGCAAAGAAAAUAACAACGCAAUACAGCCAAAAAGACUUGUGUUUGGUUUUAAAGGUUUAAUUAUAAUUUUUGAAAUCGUAAUUGAUUGUUGAUUAAUUUGACCCAUCAAUUAUACAGCUUUUUACUAAAGCAGGAAUACGAUUAGGCAUUUGGUAUUUGUAAUAACUAACACCUGCGUUGGCCAGUUUUGCCUGCUGCAUGUUUUAGAUGGGCUUGGUCUAGUGAUGCUAAUUGUUUAAUGUGAGUUUGAAGUUAACUCUACAACACUCUUAAAUCAACACUUUCAGAAAUAUUGCAUUUCUUAAUAAAUUCUUUGGCUUAAGUGUAGCAAUACAUUGAUUUUUAACAACUUCCCAAUGUUCAUAAUAAUGACAUAAAAUUCGCUUCUGAAGCCGAAACUCUAAAAGUACGUUUCUUUAAACUCUGACUUCAUCUUUGAAUUGGUUGUUCUUAAAAAAAAAAACCAACAAAAUGGAUCUGCUGUUGAAAAGGAUUUGUCACCCAAUGAAAUUAAACUAAAAAAGAUUUUAAACUCGUUCAGACAUGGUAAAUAUUCAAAUAGUCACAAGAUAAAUAUGCCUCAGCGUUAUUAGAGGGUACACACACGCUUACAGUGUGUUGACACCAAAUAGAAAUUGUAAAUUAAUUGAUAACGUGACAAGGUGUUGACACAAAAUGAACAAUUAAAACUCUAAUAGAGUUUGCUCAAGUCCAUAUUAGAACAUAUCUCAUUUAAAUACAUAAUCAGGGUGCCACGAGAUUAGGGUGCCACAAACUCUGGCUGUAGCCAUAGCAAGUUGCUACCUGAUCAAGGAGUCAUCGCAUAAAGGAAGUAGCCAUAAGAACAUGGUGUCAUUAUUGCAGUUUGUCAGCAAAACAAGGUGUCAUCACAUAGAGGAGGUAGCCAUAAGAAAAACGUUUGACCAAUAGCACUUUGACACCAAACAUGGGGUUAUCAGAUGGAGUAGUUAUCAAGAUCAACAGGGUGUCAUCAAAGCAGUAAGCCACCAGAACAGGGUGUCAUAGCAGAUUGCCACCAGAACAGGGUGUUAUCGCUGCAGAUUGCCACCAGAACAGGAUGUCAUCAUAGCAGAUUUGCACCAGAACAGGGUGUCAUCAUAACAGAAUGCCACCAGAACAGGGUGUCGUUAUAGGAGAUUGGCACCAGAACAGGGUGUCAUCAUAGGAGAUUGGCCCCAGAACAGGGUGUCAUCACAGCAGUUUGCCACCAGAACAGGGUGUCAAUGAUGCAGUUUGCCACCUGAACAGAAUGUCAUCGCUGCAGUUUGCCACCAGAACAGGGUGUCAUCAUAGCAGAAUGCCACCAGAACAGGAUGUCAUCAUAGCAGAUUGACAUCAGAACAGGGUGUAAUCAUAGCAGAUUGCCACUUGAAUAGGGUGUCAUCAGUGCAGUUUGCCACCAGAACAGGGUGUCAUCGAUGCAGUUUGCCACCUGAACAGGGUGUCAUCGCUGCACUUUGCCACCAGAACAGGAUGUCAUCAUUGCAGAUCAUCACCAGAACAGACUUUCAUCCGUGCAAUUUGCCACCAGAACAGGGUGUCAUCAUAGCAGAAUGCCACCAGAACAGGGUGUCAUUAUAGCAGAUUGCCACCAGAACAGGGUGUCAUCAUAGCAGAUUGCCACCAGAACAGACUGUCAUCGGUGCAGUUUGCCACCAGAACAGGGUUUCAUCACAGCUGUUCGCCACCAGAACAGGGUGUCAUCACAGCAGUUCGCCACCAGAAGAGGAUGUCAUCACUGCAGAUCAUCCCUAGAACAGACUUUCAUCCGUGCAAUUUGCCACCAGGACAGGGUGUCAUCAUAGCAGAAUGCCACCAGAACAGGUUGUCAUCAUAGCAGAAUGCCACCAGAACAGGGUGUCAUCAUAGCAGAAUGCCACCAGAACAGGGUGUCAUCAUAGCAGAUUUGCACCAGAACAGGGUGUGAUCAUAGAGGAAUGUCACUAUAAUAGGGUGUCAUCAUAGCAGAAUGCCACCAGAACAGGAUGUCAUCAUAGCAGAUUUGCACCAGAACAGGGUGUCAUCAUAGCAGAAUGCCACCAGAACAGGGUGUCGUUAUAGGAGAUUGGCACCAGAACAGGGUGUCAUCAUAGGAGAUUGGCCCCAGAACAGGGUGUCAUCACAGCAGUAUGCCACCAGAACAGACUGUCAUCGGUGCAGUUUGCCACCAGAACAGGGUGUCAUCACAGCAGAUUGCCACCAGAACAGGGUGUGAUCAGAAAGAGGAGUUUGCCACAAGAACACUGUUUCAAGAGACAGAGCAGGAUGCAAUUAAAGGGAAUGAGUGAAGCAAAAUAUGGUAGCAGCUGGUGGAAAAAAGAACACAGCAAAACAACAGUGAAAACGGAAAUAAGUAAAAGUAACGCUGAGCUAUAACGUGACAUCCGAGAGGGCAGCAUGAGGAAUGUGCCACCACAGUAGGCUGCAAAUCAGAAAAUGUAGGCACCAGACCAGUGUGUCAACAGUGCAGACAGACUUAGUGAGGUCCUUAAGAAUGUCUAAAAGGGGUUGGUUGUCACAUUCAGUUUACAUUUGGGUACGUUUUAAGGGGGGGGGGGGCGGGGGGGUUUGAGGUCCGUCGGGGGGGACUUCUUUUUUUCCUUUUUGUGGAGUUCGGGCAUUUUCUGCCAAAGGUUGUCUAAUUCAGUUUACAGUUGGGUACGUUUUAAGGGGGGGGGGGGGCAGUGAGGUUUGAGGUCCGUCAGGGGUGACUUCUUUUUUUACUUUAUGUGGAGUUCGGGCAUUUUCUGCCAACUGCAGUGUUUCCUCGUGGAAGGGGUCGGCAAAAACCUUGUCCUUCCACGGGUACCACUAGCCCCGCAGUAAGUAGCGUCAUUGAUUUUAUCGUCUUGUUACAGGUUUUUCCUGUAGGUCAGACGUACUCGGUUAUUGGCAAACAUCGAUUUUGAGCGUUAGAUCGAUAUAAAGUAGAGUUUAUUAUUUGGUUUAAUUGUAAUUAGCCCCCCCCCCUCCUUUUUCCAGCAAAAUUAAAUUUAUUUCAAUGAAAUCUGCAAAUAUUUCUCGCAGAACAUAAGAAGUGUCUGAUGACUUAGGAUCAGAACUUUGGCGUAGGAAGGAGAGUGCAGAGGACAAUUUGCAACGGGCAGCACUUUUUUCUUAUUUGAUUGGAAGGCAUUUUAUAUUAUUUAUAAAGGCGUACUAAUUUAAAACAAAAGGCUUUUACAUUGGUCAUUGCUCAUUGAAUGCAACUACGACUAAUGCCAAAGCCUCGUGAAGUGGUUACCUGUCUUUGGACCACCAUUUUGACGAGCACAGCCUUAUGAUUACGAUUUUUCAGACCACUAACACUAAAAAACGAGAAUUAAACCCGGCUUGAAGCAUAACCGGUUCAUGUUGCAGCAGGUAACACGACGCUAAAUCAAUGGUUCCCGGGGGGCAACCCGCCCCCUUUUCCCCUACCCGCGCUAGGACGCCACUGAUACGUUAAGGUCAUUUGCCUUUUUACGACGUACAAUAAAACGUAUUGUCGCGCAGGUUCUUAUUUCCAAGAAAUCAACUUUUGACAUCUGACGAACUACUUUCAGUUUUGAUUUGCUCAGAUAUAUAAACUGGAUAGCAUUUUGGAAUGCUGUCUCAUUACUCGAUCAGAUUGUUAAAAUCACUGCCAAGACACAGACACAGGUCGUUUGUUGUUUGUCUGUGCUAAAUUAUUGCUAUUAUUAUAUUAUUGGUAAUUUCAAUGGCUUUUAUUCUUAUACUUGUGUGAUUCGUGUGUGCAGGAUAAGCAAAGAAAAAAUAAUAAAUAAGUAAAUCAGUGAAUAUUUUGUUGUAGAUUAUAUUAGUUGGAAGACCAUCGCUAGAUUUUUUUCCUAUACACUGUAUUUAAAGCUUUAAGAUCGUUUUAUUUUAUAUUAAUAUCGAUUAUAGGUCAAGUUUUCAAGUUUGGAAAUGAGUAGCAACUUUGACCAGAUAUCAAUUGUCUUGUCAGUGACGGAUCUGAAGUAGGCAAAGUGACGUGGAAGGGCUCUAUGGAAUAUUCAUUGCAAAUUUAAUUUCACUAUCGCUUUCUUUUCCCCUGUCUCUUUCUCCGUCUCUUACCCACUCUCUCUGACUUUUGUCUCUCUUUCUCUUAAUUUGUAUCUUUCAGUGCCUCUUCCUCUCUCAUUCUCUCUCUCCCUAUCCCCUCUCCCUCUCUCAUCAUUCUUUCUAUAAAUUUUUAUAAAGACAUUAUUAGUUGUUUAACACUGACUCCCACUUCCACGGGCAGGUUUACAUAUUGUUAUGUUGGACGUGUUUAAUUUCUCAGUGCCUUGAACUCUUGUUGACCCCCGUGCUGCCAAUAUAGCAGACACCGCGUUCAUAGAUUGGCGUGGCUUGGUCCUUUGAUCUGUCACGUUUACUGCCGACUACCAAUUAAACAGGGUUAGUUUGUCUCCCAGUAUCUUUUGGAACGUUCUCGAUUUGACGAAAAACGUAAACAAUGUCAAAGGCAUUUCUGGACGCGUCGGUAGACCCACUAUAUAAAUAAGGGGUUUCAGAGAUUGAUGGAGAAUCAGAUAAAUAUUUUCAACUUUACGAGACAAGUGUAUUAUUCUUUGUCUACUCAUAUGUGUUUAUUCGCAUCCAUCAUUUUUAAUUGGCACGUUGUACUAAUUGUGUACCGGUACAAGAUCUACCAUACUCUAUAAGUUGAUGAUUUGUAAUUAUAUUUCUUUUGUUUUUAAUUACAUUAAUACUUAAAUAAAUCUUAUUAAUUGUAAUUAGCAACUGUUUUAGGUGUCGUAUUUUUUGCUAUGGUAUCGUCAUUUGUUGUGCACUGUUUGAACAAGCCAUAACUUAAAACAAGAGAUUAAUUUCUAGCAAUAGAAGCCAGUGCGUAACGAUAUAUAAAGAAUUUAUUUUGUUUCAUUUUCCUAUAGACACACCUUCUAAAAUUGGCUUCCCUUAAUACAUCAGUAACUAUAUCUACACCAUACGUAAUAUAUACAUUGAAUGUAGCUAGAAAAUUACAUACAUCACUGAAUGUAUCUACACUGCAUAUUAUAUUACUGAUUAUAUCUACACUAUAAUAUAUAUUACUGAAUAUAUCUAAACUAUAAUAUAUACAUCACUGACUAUAUCUAUACUAUAAACUUCACAUACUAAAUAUACACCACACACUCCACUGACAAAAUCUACACCUCAUACUUCACUGAAUGUAUCUAUAGUACAUACUUAACUCACUAAAUCUACACUACAUACUUCACUGACAAAAUCUACACUACACACUUCACUGACAAAAUCUACACUACACACUUCACUGACAAAAUCUACACUACACACUUCACUGACAAAAUCUACACUACACAGUUCACUGACAAAAUCUACACUACACACUUCACUGACAAAAUCUACCCCACAUUAAAUGAUUGCAGUGAAAAAAAUUGAUAAUGACGAGAGUUCACGACGUCAGACAGUAAUCUUUGUAUGUGUAAUGUGAGAACAUUUUAGUUUCAUAUUCCUUCCUGUAGACCUUGCCUUGCCAUCGUUAUUUCUCUCACCCUUCCCCUCACACGUACACACGUACGCACCCACCCACACGCACGCACACACACACACACACGCACACACACACACACAUACACGCAAACACGCACCCACCCACAUGCACACACACACACACACAUGCAGCCACCCACCAAUCAUCUCUUCUUUCAUUACACGAAUACUCAAAUAUAUUCAUUGCUAGAUAAUACAUUUGGUUUUUUCAUUUCAUUGAUACUAGAAGGGUUUGAGAAGUUUCCACAUAUCCAAGCUGAAUAUCGACGUUUGGCAGUUCUCCAAAUCGUAUAUUGUUGAAUUUAUUGAUUUAAGUUUUGCAAAUACGACUGAGUGGAAAAUCCAGGGGGUGGGCAUAGUGUCAUUGAUUAAAAAAAAAUAAAAAAUUAAGAACUGUAACUGACAGUUAGUGAGUAAAAUGAAUCCUUCUGGAUUUAAUUUAAAACGGUUGUCACUGUUGAGUAUAAAAUAUAAUAUAUAUUUUGUGAGCGUUUUUUUUUUUUGCUACGUCUUGGUGUGUGUGAUGUUUGUGUUGCGUCUAUUGCUCUUCUAUAUUUUAAGGGCCUACGAUCAGUGUGGUGUUGAUCAUCCUGGCGCCUAUGUUUCAGAGGGGACCGCGAUGUAAUUGUGCAUUUUUAAGAAGGCAACACUUCACUGGCUGCAAGGGCCAUUACUCUUAAUAGCUAGAUCCGGUUGAAUGGUCUUUGUCCAGGUCGUUGUGACGUAAAUUACGUAAUUGUGGUGACGUCAUGUUUAUUCUUAUGCAAAGGGUGGCAUCCUGUUGGAUAGGGCCGUCAGGAAAAUGUAUAGGCCCGAAAAAAGGGGGAGGGGGGUAGCGAUCGAUAAAAAAAGUUCGAAAACCACUGUUCAUCUCUAAAUUCACUGUUCACUGUAUUAUUAUACUGUAUUAUUAUACUGUAUUAUUAUACUGUAUUAUUAUACUGUAUUAUUAUACUGUAUUAUUAUACUGUAUUAUUAUACUGUAUUAUUAUACUGUAUUAUUAUACACUAUUUUUUAAAUGACUAAGAUAAUCGUACCUUUUAUAGGACAUUUAUUUUAUAAUUUUUAGCCCUUUUUUUUGAGAAAGCGUACGUUUUAAAAUAAUAUUUAUUGUUUUAUUUCACCGGGUAUAUUGGCUAGUAAACCUUAUAAUGUAAGAUAGUUAUUUAGCUAAACUUUUAAUGUGUCUAACGGGAUCACCGGACAUCUUGUCUCUAUUGAACGAUUUGGAAAGUGUUUACAAUUUUUUUUUUUGUCUGAUACAUUUUGUCUCGUACUUGUUUCUUUUCCACUCUUCAACACAGUCACCCCAAUAAGUGAAUCCCAAUAAAUAAAGUAUAUACAUUUUGAACACGUGAAAAGUUUAUUUUUUCGUCUUUACACGGACACGACUAUUUUGCGAUUUUAUUUUUGAGAUUUUAUUGAUUUCAUUAAUUUUUUGUCAGCCAUUAGCGCGAUACAUUCUUUAUAUUUCUCAAUAAGAAAUUAUAAACGUAUUUCAAUAGUUCAUGACGCAGUCACUUAAUUUGUUAAGUAAGCCUACUAUUUCAUCCUCUACACUAAACCUCUGUCAUCUCUCAUUAGCCAACACUCAGUCCAGUCAAUCCUUUGCUGAUGACACUCAAAUCAGUGACUCUUGCUUUUCUGAUCAACUUAAUGCCACAAUCCUUCGGAUGCAGGAGUGCGUAGACGACGUACAGCGUUGAAUGACUUGCAACAGACUGAAGCUAAAGGAUGAUAAAACGGAAAUCCUUCUCAUCCACUCUCAAAACAAACAUCUCCCUCCACCCACUCCUUCUUCUAUAUUUAUCGGCAACUCUGACAUCACACUCUCUUCUUCUGCCAGAAACCUUGGAGUCACGCUUACAGACACCCUCUCCAUGGACAAACAUGUCACGAACAUUUGCAGAUCAGCAUAUAACGAAAUUAGAAAAAUCAGCACCAUUAGACACCUCCUCUCCUUUGAUGCCACAAAAACUCUCGUCUCUUCACUCAUUCUUUUAAAAUUUGACUACCCUAACACUCUUUUCGCAGGCAUUCCUCAACACCACAUAGGCAAACUUCAGAAGGCACAGAACUCAGCAUGCAGACUCAUUUUUAAAUCAAAGAAACAUGACCACAUUCAACCACACAUGCAGCAACUCCAGUGGCUUCCAAUAUCCUCUCGCAUCAAGUACAAGUCUGCCAAUCUAUGCUUCAACUCUUUCACUGACCCUCACUUUCCCGACUAUCUCCCUGAGCUGUUGCUUCCUUACAUCCCCACAAGACAACUACGCUCUUCAACUGACAAUAGAACCCUCUCAAUCCCAAAAAUCAAAACUAAGACCAUCGGUGAACGAUCCUUCUACUUCCAUGCGCCCACGUUCUGGAACCAGCUCCCCUUUCAUAUCCGUCAUUGUGAAUUCUCGUCCACUUUCAAAAAGUCCCUUAAAACCCAUCUGUUUAGGUCCGCCUAUGACUUGUGAUGCACCCUCCUUGCCCUGCCUCAUUUUCUGUCUCGGGUUGAUCCUGUAUUUAAGUAUAUGCCAAAACGGCCAAGUGUACUCGUUUAAAUAGCCAUUUUAAUGUUUUAGCUACUGUUUUUAUAGUCAUUUUUCACAUUGUAGUUACUAUUCUAGUGUCUCUGGUUUUUCAUUUUUAUUUUACUUUAGCAGUUUAAAUAGUUCACAUUUGUAAAGCGCUUAGAGCUGUAAGGUAAGCGCUAUACAAAAAUGCCUAAAUAAAUACCUAUAGCUGGCCUGGUGCAAGUGCACCAAGGUUAAUUUGGCACUGCCUGUAACCUGCUUAUUUUUUAUUUAGUAAAUGUCACAAUUUAUAGAAGUGGGUAAUUUUAAAAAUAUCUGAAAUAUGAUAAUCGUAUGUGAUAUUUAAAAUGCAAUAUAAUUAUUUUUUUUUCAGAAUCUGAUGGAGCCGUAAAAGAAUUAUCCAAUCCAAUCUCCUUCAAUCACCCACUCUGGUUUUAUGUCUCGCUCAGACACCAGGAGAACUCUCUCCACUGAUAGUUGUGGUUUAAUCUCAAUGCAGGUAGGUUGCCUGGAUGCAUGUUGGAAUUAUUUGAUUUAAACUACCGAUUCUUGUUACUGGUACAUAUUUUUAUAUGACUCUUUUUAAAUUAGAUUUUCUCUAAUGACAUCGUGAAUAAAUUGAGGAAUUAUUAGAAUUGUUUGAAUAAUUGACUCAUGAAUUUGGUCAAGUACCUAAUAGAUUUUGAUAUAUUUUGUCAUUGAUUAAAUAUUGUUUGUAAAAAAAUAAAUUUUCACCAUUAAUUAAAAAUUUAUUUAUAGAAAUGUGUCAAUUCUAAAAGAGUGACAUAUUAAAAAUGAUAUUUAUUCUAAAUGAAUUGUUUUUUAGUGUUUGUACUGGGAAUUUCUUUAAAAUAAAUUAUUUGUCAAGAUAAAAUUACUCUUAAACCAUUUUCAAAUCAGCAUGCAUCAAUGGCUGAUUGUAUGUAUGGGAGUCAAGUGGUUCAUGUGAAUAGAUCUUCACCGUCUCCUGCAAAUGUAUCACAGCAAAUAAGAAAUCUACAAAUGAGCCAGCAGCAACUGGAGCGCUCAGUUGUCAUCAGGGACAAUGAACGGCAACAGAAUACAGACGAACUGAUUAAAAUUAUAACAGAAAGAAGUGACCGGAUUAUUGCUGAGAGCAAGCAGCUGCUGCAAGAAGUUCGUGAUAGCACCAGUGCAAUUAAGGAAUAUGUGGAGCAGAAUUCAGAGCUGAUCAAAGAUCUGAAGGUAAGUUUGUUUUGUCAUGUACGGGUUUGUGGGGAAUAAUUUAAACAUUGAUUAAUGAAUGGAAUUUCAAAAAAAUUUUUUAUUACAAUUAAACUUUAAAAAUUGGAAAGCCCUAUCGUCAUUAGCUGUGGGGAUGUAUUAUAUUUUUAUUAUAGGCCUAUUGUAUUGUUUAUCUCUGUUCUCUGUGUAAGAUAAUUAUUUCAGGUUAUUUUUGUAAGUUGAAUUUUUUAAACUCUUCCAUUUUUCCAGGGCUUUGUGGGAGAGAGCAAAGCUGUAAUAGUUGAAAUGCAGGUAUGAGCGGACUAAACUAUUUAUAUUAAUUUGAUUUAAAACAGAUAGAUCAUAUAUAUUGUUAGAAAGUCUGCAUUUCAAAAUCAAAAUUUUCUUACAAAAUCAUAUUUUUUUAAACAAGUGCUUAUGAUUUGAGAAAUGUUUUUAAAAAAACUGCUGGCCUCUAAAAAAUUUAAAAUAAAAAUAAUAAUUUCAGAACAAAUAUUAUGUUUCUUAAAGAUUAUUAAUACUAUAUUAGAAGUUAUCGUUCAUUUUAUUUUCUUAGAAAGAAGUAAGUAGCCUGAAACAUUUAUCAACUACCAAAAGCCCACUUCGUCAAGUUCCACUUCACCUAGGUAAUGUAGACGAAGGAAGAUCUAUGCAUUUGGGACACUUUCAUGAACCUUACAGUGGAACCAUAGGAUAUCAACAAUUGCCCAUUAACAUUUCUUCAGAUUUUCAACAGUCAGGUGUUGCUAUGACAAAAUCGCAAUUCCCCGAUACCAUGACUGGACAGUUUCAAAACACAGGCCACUACCAACAUUUGGGUAUCCCAAUGGGAGAAUACCAACAGCCAGAUAUUCCAACUCAUUACAACCAACAGUUAGAUACCGGCACCUUUACAUCCAUCCAUCAAGUGCCAGGUUUAUUUGCAGCACAAUUUCCGGCAAAUUAUGCCCUUCCAGGAAAAGAGAACACUACGCAACAGGUGGGUAUUAAUGCUUUGAUGCUUUUGAAAACCUGAGACCACCUCCUUUGUACCAGCCACAGAAAAAAAAAAGUGGGGAAGACAUUAUCAAAUUUCCUGUCUUUUUAUGUUCCUGCAUAGAUGCACUGCCGAUUUGUUUAACAAAAAUAACUGCUACCAGUCAAGCCCCACUCCUUAGAUGUGCUCUCAUCUUUUCAGUGUUACAACUUCACUUGUGAUCACAUUGUUUCCAUUAGCAAAACUUUUUCUCAAAACUAUAUGAUGUAAGAAAUGUAAAUACUAGUGUAUAUGUACUUCUUUUUUUAAAAUAAAGCAGAGACCUGGUAUCGCAAAAUGCCUACCAUUAUUUUCUCUGUAGCAUCGUUUCAUAUAUUCUAGCAUUAUAAUAUUUUAAAUAAUUUACUUAAAAACAAUCUAUAUCUACAAUGUGUCCCGAAAAAAACCCACGAAAACUCUAUUGAUAAUGAUAGGUCAGUGGAGAGCGCAUCUCCAUUAUAAUCAACGUCAAAAUCUAUCGAGAUAUAAUACAAAUCAGCAUUAGACUAACAGGUGAGAUUUGACUGAAACCGUCGCGGAGGGUCACAUUAAAGAUAUGAGAAUGGGGAAAACGCACGGGCUGUUUUAACACUACACUUUGCUUUUAUAAAGCGGGCAGCACAAUAUCGUUUUGUUGGCCGCAAAUGGGCCACGGGCUGCGAGCUUGAGACCCCUGAUUUAAGUACUCCCCGAAAAACUACAUUCAACAAAUUAAUUUCACUGAUUAAGUUCCCUCGCAUGCACAUUUACUUUAACACUGAGUGCUCACUUUCACUAAUUAAUAUUUAGCUAAAAGAAUAAACACAAUUGUUUACUGGUAAUCCUUGUCGCUGAAUAUUAACUGAAAAUUAUAAAGACAACAAUUUUCCUAAGUAAUAUUUCAUUGUCCCUGAUACCUAGACCAUGUUUCCCUUUUUCCCCUCUCAUCUCAUAUAGAAAAGAAAAUGCGCAACAUAGUUCAACAAUUAUCCAUAAUAACAUUGUUCUCCAAUACUUUUUUUAAAUGUCUCUACGAUGUAUCUAUGUCAUCGCAACCAGAAAUAUAGUAAAAGUGAGAAGAAGAGUCAAUCUCCAAAAGUACAGCAACGCAGUUUUACAGCUCCUUCAUUGCCUGGCAUCAAUAACCCAUUGCACGGAGCACAAAGCCAAGAACCAGAUACAUACACACCCAUGGUGGACAGGGCAGAGAUCCCACAGGACCUGUUAGACAAUGUGUUAGAUAAAGUAAAACAGGAAAUGAAAUCAGUAGAGAAAAAACAACAAGAACAAACAGAAAGGGAAAACGACCUUAAAGCACAAAUGGAAGAAUUCUUUAAGGCAAGUAAAGAAAUGCAAGAGAAAUUAAUAGAAGAAACAGAACAGAAGAGAACAGAGCAAAUUCAAAAGGAGCGUAAAGAACUAAUGGAACAGAAAGAAAUGUUGAUAAAAGAAAGGGAACAUGCCCAAAAAUUGGAAAGAAAGCAGAAAGAACUACAGGAGGAAUUGGUAAGAAAAAAAAUCGAGGAUAAUAUGAAAAUGGAAAAAAUGCAAAAUGAGAUAAUGCAAUUAAAAAGAAAGGAAGAAAUUCAACAGAGAGAAGAAAUAGAAAAGUUGCAACAACAACUUAAGCAAAAGAAAGAAAACCAACAAAGGGAAGAAAGCCAAGAAAAAGAAGGAAUCCAAGAAAAGGAACAAACGCAAUUGAAACUACUGGAAACAAUGCGCAGAGAACAACUGGAGCAAAAGGAAAAAUUUGAACAAGUCCGAAAAGAACUGGAACAGUUAAAAUUGAAAGAAGAAUCCAAACAGAGGAAACUAAUGGAACAAAAACAAAGGGAACUUAAACAACGGGAAGAGAUGCAACACAGGGAAGAAAUGCAACAAAGAGAGGAAAUCGAACAAAGGGAAGAAACACAAGAAAAAGAACAAGCUCAAAAGAAACAAAUGGAAACGAAUCACAGAGAACAAAUGGUGCAGAAUAAAAACUUUGAACUAAUCCCAAAUGAACUCAAAGAAUUAAAACAAAAAAAAGAAUCUCAACAGAGAGAACAAAUACAGCAAAGGGAACUAAUUAAUCAAGAGCAAAAAGAUGCAGACUGCUACUUUCAAACACAAAAGAAAGAAACAGAGCAGAAUAUUAAUGAC
Lymnaea stagnalis (great pond snail) is the source of this 53904-nucleotide messenger RNA. The record is from the annotation of a GenBank genome assembly. Lineage: Eukaryota; Metazoa; Mollusca; Gastropoda; Lymnaeidae.